Messenger RNA from Porites lobata, 69675 nucleotides. The record is from the annotation of a GenBank genome assembly. Lineage: Eukaryota; Metazoa; Cnidaria; Anthozoa; Scleractinia; Poritidae.
AUGGCUGAAAAAAGUCGUCGCCACAAGAUCCGAAUAUUCGCCGGUCAGUUGUUGGCCGCUGUGCAAUCCACUGUGGUUUCGGUAGCAGAAACUGCGACGACUCGCCAAGUAUUAAGGCUUACUCUUGGGAAUCUCGAAAUAAAAGGAAAGCCAGACAAUUUUGAAUUGGUAGAAGUUUGCUAUCGAGACAGCGUGUUGGACGACGACAGCGAGCGAGUUCUAAAUUUCACUGAACACCCUGUCGAGGUUCAACAGGGCUGGAGAAAACUACCACCGGAGAUACGAACAAAAUAUCGCCUUUUUAUUAGAGAAAAGGUGGUCGAAGAAGUAGAGGAAAAGCCAGAAUUACUUAGAAGAAACUGGAUGGACUGCCACGAGAGUGUAAGAAACUGCCAAGAGUUAGAUUUCGACUUGGAAUCUAAACUUCCGGAUGACGACCUCUGUCGUCUACCGACUUUGUCGGAGCAAACUUUGUUGGAACAUCUUGAAGAUAGGUUUUCCCAAGGACGAAUAUACACAUACGUGGGAGAAAUCCUUAUAGCAGUGAACCCUUUUCGAUUUUUUCCCAUGUACAAUCCGAAGUUUAUAAAUGCUUACACGAACCGGAACUUAGGAUCCCUGCCUCCUCACAUUUUCGCCAUAGCCGAUGUGGCCUUUCAUCGAAUGUUGCGAGAAAGGAAAAGUCAGUGUGUUGUGAUAAGCGGCGAAAGUGGAUCGGGAAAAACCGAAAGCACCAAGCUACUUGUUCACCAUCUCACAGCUUUGGCUGUUAAAUCGCACGUACAAACCUCGUCCGUCGAGAAGACAAUUCUUGGUGUAGGACCUGUUUUAGAGGUAAGCAAAGUACAUGUUUCCUCUCACGAAUCUUGGGUUUAAACUUUGUACUGUAGAUGCGUAAGUCUUAAUCUUUUGUCAAAGAGUGAGUGUUUUUAGAUGAGUAAAUAAACAGUUUCCUAUGAAGCUCAAGGAAACUGUCGUUGAUAAACGGAGAGUGAACCCCUUUCGCUCACACAGAAUUUUUAAAGUUAAAUUUAAUUUAAUUAAAAUGAUCGAGUGUCUUAUAUGUGCCAAAUUUGGUUUCCUGACUGUUUAAGAUGUGGCCAAUGUUUUGCUUUGUAAACAAGAAAAUUUUACGACUUUCAUGGGCAAUAGGCGAUCUUUUAAUGCAAUUAGAAAAUGUGGACUUGGGAAUGAUAAUAAAUGCAAAGUAUUUCAAGAAUUAAAGUUGCAAGUACUGUGUUGUUGAAUACUCAAAGCUUGUGUUUAUUUACACUCUAGAUCGUAAAAAGAAAAAAAACAAUUGGGUUCUUGAGACCAAGAAACUUAUUUUCACUAAUUUUUGUGAUUUCAAAUUUAUGAGAAUUGUGUCAGGGGUUCAAAAAAUUCUCAAGCAACAACAACAACGACAACAAACAGUAAUUUUUUAUUUUAUCUACUUGGGACCUGUUAAUCUCCCGGUAAUUACCUCCAGUAGGUAUGAACUGGAAAGGAGGUUAGAAAAUACAGUAUAUAACGUGGCAAGAUCAUGGUGGAUCAAAGGAACUGAUAAAUUCUUGCCCUGAGUAGGUUCAUGGGUUCCUUUGAUGCAUCACAAUCAGAGCAAUAGCGGAUCAUUGAUCCCGAUCUGGAUCAUCACAAAGGGACAUCCCUUAAGCCUGGUCCUCAUAUGUUGCAGACCUACCUGCAACAUUUCCACCGGUACUGCCUGGGAUACUGUUCCAAUAUAAGAACCGAAGUGGCCGGCCACAUUGGUUAUCCCAGUCUUUGUUGUUGGCAUGCCUGUGAGGUUGACGCAGGUUUGACUUUGCAGGCGUGUCAGUGGUAGAGCCCUGCAGUGGCUCUAGUUGCCGAUGGUGCAUGUGAACAGUAUCCCAGGGAGAGAUGGCGGCUAAGUUGGAGCUAAACUGGGGGAAAUGAGAACCAGGCUUAAGAGUCAGUUAGUGAGAGGUACAACUGUACAUGUCCUUUACCGAACAUUUGGGUUUAUUAUGAUGAAACCAGAUCGAUAUAGUGCAAACUGAUGUGUUUAGUGAAAGUAUUUGUCCUAUUUUUAUCAAAGGCAUUUGGUAAUGCAAGUACAGCAUACAACAAUAACUCCAGCAGGUUCGGAAAAUUUACUCAAAUCAAAUUUAGGGAAGAUGGAGCAGUUUGUGGGUAUGUACAGUUUGUGAGUAUGUAUGUAUGUAACGGUCAAGAUUAUUUUCUUACAAUCUUGUUGGAUACACUGUGGCUAAGAUCAGAACAACUUUAGAAUACUUUAUUUAUUGAAUUUGCCACAGUGACAGGUGAUUAAACAGGAUUUGCAUCCUUAUUGAUUUCAACCCUUUCAUCACCCACCAAGCCCAUGAAAGGUUGUACCACACCACCGGUGUCUACUCCCCUCACUCCUUAUGAACAGCGGUGUGGGUUCUUUUAUGUGCCACAAGAAUCAGAACAGUGAAAAAGCUUUGAGAUGGGGCCUGCGGUUUUUCGUCCUUAUCCGAGAAGACUAGAAUGUCUAACCAUUUGUAGAUGUCAAAACAAGGACGGCUGAUUCUCCUCAGUUAUUUUAAGGCCCUCAUGAGUGUUAGUCCAGACGGGGUUUGAACCCGUAACCUCCUGCUCGGCAGACCAAUGCUUAUAUAUCCAAUUAAGCUAACCGGGCAAGGGUAUGAAGUAUACAUGUAGUCGAUGCUUUUGUAUAAAGUUUAGUAGCAUCCAGAGCUGUCAUUAAGGGCCAUAACCUGUAACACCUGAUAUUGCUGAGCUCGCUUGAUGUUACAGGUGUUGAAAGUGCAAAGCUAAAGGUGGCACUAUAAAUUUUUGUGAGAUGUUAUGGGUGAAUCUUUACUUGCUAAGGCUGUGCCAAAACUUAGUGACAGCCCUGGCAUACAAGUACAUUAAAUAGACUCCUGAAGGGCAAAGACAGUUCAUACUGAUGGCAUUUUUGGUUUCCUGCCAGACUGUGGAAGCAGCUGUUGCGGAUGCCCACAGUAUAAUACUUAAUUUUAGUUAAAACUGGUGGGAUGGUAUGGGUAUUCUGAAGUUUUUCUGAUACAGUUCAUCAUGUGGUUUAAUUCCACAUUGGUCAUUAUGUGUUGAUAGACAUUCUGCAUUUUAUUUUGAUCCUAUGAUAACUUAUGACAACAUAUUCAGCUGAGGGCAAGGUCUUGGGGUUCAAACCCUGGCUAUACUACCAAACACAGGGUCAUGCAAGUUCUUGUGUCAGUUCAGAGAUCCAGUGAUUUUGUUUGCUCUGUGUCCUGUAUCCUUGACACAAAAAUAUCUCCAAAGAUUCAAAAUGAUUAAUGGCAUGCGUCCUGUAGGACACAAAGAUCAGUUUGAUGGACCUUGUCAAUACCUCCAGUCCUUCAGAUAUGGCUGUUAAUAAUGUCUUACAGUAAUAAUAACAAUUUAUUAUUAUUUUUCAUUGUUACUGAAUGAAAAAUAUAUUUGCCUUUUUCUGUCACCAGAGCUGCGCUCAGAAAAUAUUUGCUGGAGAAGUCUAGAAUUGUCUCACAAGCACCAGCAGAGAGGUAAGACGGGAUGUAACUGUGCAGUGAUUGACCCAUUGCUGUAGGGCCUCCCCACAUUUUCAGCUUAAGUAACCACAACAACGACGAUUUGAUUGAGAAUGUUCCUUAGAGAGGAUUAUUUACUUGAUUUCAAAUUUAUCAUGUUUGUAAAAGGUUUUCACCCAGGAGUUAUUUCAUUGGUAUAUAACGUACAUGUAUAGUUGUGCAGCUGAGUGUAUUCCUUAAUAGGAUGGUUGUUGAUAGUGACUGAUGUGGAUCACUUUAGGUGACUGGGAAACUGCCCACCUACCCCUCCCCUAAGCUAACAUUAACACUUACUUCUCACUUGGGGCAAAAUGAUAGCUUAGGGGAGGGGUAGGUGGGCAGUUUCCCAGAAACCUAAAUUAAUCCACUAAUGUUUCAACAACCUGUGCGGUGAUACAACUAACAUUGACUCACUUUCAACCUGAUGUCAUGUGAUACAACUUACUUUCACUCUGGAGAUGACUUCUGCACAGCUUGUUGAAACAUCACUCACUGUUAGCAACAGUCCCAGAGUGUAUUCAGGACUACGUCGAUCCAGUACAAUCGUGGGCUAGCUAUUCAUCAUAUUUACUUAGCCUCACUCAUUUUGUCCUAAGAUGUUGGAAAACUUUUCUGGAGUUGAAUUAAUGUAGACUGGAUCCAAGUACAAAAAACAGCAAGAAAAAAAUUAGGGGCAAGUUUUUGAAAAGGUUUUCUUAGUUUACCAGCGUGCAUAGAAAGUCGUGUCCGAUAGCCCGGGGCUAGUGAUUUUUGUUCUUAACUUGCCCAAUGGGCAAGUGCUGUUUUGGGGGGAAAUUCAAAUUAAAGAAGGAUCAUAAUCAAUCCUGCUAAUCAAAGAGGGUUUUGGGGCUAGUUGAAGUGACUUGUGGGCUAGUACAUGCUAGGUAGAGGUUACCCAAAUGACAGGCUGUAAAACUGACUUUCUUUACACCCUGGUUUACUCAUAAAACUUAUUAGUAAUUAUUAGUCUGGCCAGGAGAUAUUUACCACUAGCAUAAAUGAUUAUACUUGUUGCAGAAAUUAUCAUGUGUUUUACUAUCUGCUUGCUGGAGCGAGUCCUGAAGACAGAGAGGAACUUCAUCUCACAAAUCCAGACGAAUACUGCUAUCUAAACCAGGUAAACUUGUGAAUAAUAUUAUUAUUUUACCAGUGGCAUUGUUUUCUUUGGUGAAAUCAAGUAUUUAUUUGCCAGAAGCCUCUUAGUUUAUGUGCUGGAAAGAUGAUUACAAGUUCUGAUUUGGUAUGAUUUUAAUAUUAUUGUGCAUAGAUUUUUUUAUUGUUUUUGUUUCUUAGAAUCUUAUUAUUUUGUUUUGCAGAAUGAAUGUUAUACUCCAGAGGGAAGUAACAUUGAUGAAGCAUAUGAAUUUCUAAGGCUUCAAAAGUCUAUGGAAAUGGUGGGAUUCACUGCAGAUGUACAAAAGAGGUUUGUAGUGCACAGUACCUCUGUUAAAAGCUAAAAUUGGUAAAGUUGGUCAUUCUAGAAAAAAUACAGCCUUCUUGAGAAAGAUGUACCGGUAGGUGUAAUACCCAUCAUGGCGUGAGUGUGGGGUAAAGAGAAAAAUCUAGGGUGCAUUCCUUUGGGAUGAUCCGGAUCAGGAUUAGUGAUCUGAGAUCAUUUGGAUCAUGGUAGAUCAAAUGAAGCGAUGAAUUCUUGUCCAGAGUGGAUUCAUCGCUUCAUUUGAUCUACUAUGAUUCAAGUGAUCUAGGAUCACUGAUCCUGAUCCGGAUCAUCCCAAAGGAAUGCACCCUUAAACUCUUCAACAGGAUUCAAACCUUAAAGAGCACUAUAUGACCUCUCACACACUGGACAGACGCUCUCUUCGUUGAGCCAUGUGGGAGAUGUGUAGAUAGCAAGGCAGAUAAAUGCAUUCAAUACGCAAUAGGCAUCCCUUGUAAACAUGUAUGUUAGAGUCAGCAAUGUCAAGCAUAUACAUGUACUACAGUGUUUUAAAAUUUGCAUAAGAGACCUUUAGGUUCGAGGACGAGAUUUAAUUUGAAGUUUUUUUGUGUAUUCUCAAAAAAUAUACAGCCCCAAGAAAUCUUCAUUUCACUUUUUUUAACCUGAAAAGUUAGCCCGGUUAUUUUGAUUGAAGGAAGUUUAGCCCUCUUCUUCUCGCAAAACUUCUAAUGUUUUUAAUAACUUGUUUCAAUCGUGACUACAAUUUUGCUAAAAUAGCUGGCAAAUUGAUUUCGGCAAUUGUGUUUUCGAGCCAAAAUGAUGCUGGUUAAUGCAUGCACACUACUUACUAUUAGAAAAGUGCGUCCCUGGUAGUAAGGCUUGGUAGGGAUUGAGAAAGAUGUACAUAUGCAAUAAUCAUCAUGUAACAUGUGUGGGAGAAAGAAAAACAUCUCAAGGCCGUUACAGGAUUUGAACCAGACUAACCUCCUAAACACUAUGCCUCUAUCUGUGUCCCUAGUACUUGUGACUUGAAGAUCAUCAUAUCUUUCUCAUUCACAACCAAGCUUAAACUUUGACUUCUUUCUUAAAUUACCACCUUUCAGUUUGAUUUGCCUCUCACUGUUCAGAUCUUCCAAACUUUUAGACUGACCUUUAUUCCAGCCUUGACAUCUGUUCCCUGUUCAUUCAAUUUCCCUCUUUUUUGUCCACAGAAUUUUUUGCAUUUUAUCUGCUGUUCUUCGGAUUGGAAACUUGAAGCUUGCGCGGGUACGGCUUUGUAAAUUUUUUUUUCGGUCUUGAUUGGUUUAUAGUUUCUUGCACCCAUAGUUUACAAAAUGUAUUAAUAUUAAUUUAUCUUCAGAGACCAGGUCAUGAGGAAGCCAUUCUUAAAGAAAGUGAUGACUUGACUUUUGUCUCGGAUCUUCUGAUGGUAAGUUUUUGUUUUCUCUAUUACAGUCUAACCUCAUUGUGUGACAUCCUCUCAUAAGCAACCACUUACAUCCAAUGCACCCAAUUUUUUCCAGUCAAAGCCCUUAGUAGAUGGAACCACUCAUAAACACCCACGUCGCAUAAGAGACUGCAACCACUUUUUUGGGGGUGAUGGUUUAUUAUAUUGGUUGAUGGGUUAUAUAUUUUCAUCAUCUUUGACCUCUUAUAAGCAAUGUCUCAACUCAUGACCUGUCUGGCCACAGUUGUUCAAAAGGUGAAUAGCACUAUCCACCGGAUAAAUCUCUCUCCACUGGAUAGCGCAAUUGGUUUCCCUAAUACUUAUUCACUAGAUAGUGAUUUAUCCGAUGGAUAGCGCUGUCUGACAUUUGAACAACCCGGCCCUGAUCUCUAUAUUCACUGUACUCACUUUGUUACUCAUGCCAUAUGAAGAACCUCUAGUGACAACAUGGAAAUACACAUAUUGUGACUUAGAAAUAGCAUGCAAUUAAGACAGAAUCCACCAGCUAGGAAAUUGAGUAAUUUUAAUUUUCAGUGGACAAAAACCUUGUACCAGAAUAAUUUAAAGAUUUUUCAUUCUUUUUUACAUUUUUCAAGGGCUAAAGAUAAUAAUAAUUCAUCUGUAGUAACACUAGUCAUCUUAAUAAUUCAUCUGUAGUAACACCAAAGAAAAUUUCUUAUGGGAGCCAGAGAAAGUGAAUGUCAAAUUUCACAAAAGGACAUCUUACACGUUAAAUAUUCAGAAUUUUACCUAUGUUUUCACAAUAAAUUAAUUCUUCUGAAAUUUGACAUUCGUUUUCUCGGACUCCUAUGAAUGAAGCCUGGGCUCCCCAGUCUCAAAGAAAUAAGCAAAAUAAAAUGAAAUUCGCGGAGUGAUAAUGUUAAAAAUAGGAACUAAACAGAGACUGAGUCAAGUUAUGAAUUCAGUAACAAGAUAGAAAAAAAAACUCUGGAUUGGAACAGAAUACUUUCUUUUGUUAGUACAGCAGAAGGGAAUAUAAAAUCGAUUUGAACUAUGCGUUCAUUGUUUAGGGCUGCCAUGUUGUUUUCGUCAAGUCGAAGUGCAUCACUUUAAUCGCCCAAAAAUCAGCAAUAAUUCAUUGAUUCGGGGUCGACAAUCCAACAAACACAUUGCAAACGGAUAUAAAAAGCUAGUUCAUACCAUUGAACGCGAGGCUGUGCAAUUUUUUGUGGCAAAAAACCUUCCUGCGGUUCAAACGUGAACUGCAAACUGCAAACGUGACCGCAAGGGAGUGGUCAUGUGACAUUUUGUGGUUUGCGGUUUGCAGUUUCAAAUGAAAAACCUGAUGCUAAAGGUCUCUAAUGUUUUGAACAGGUUAACCGGCGCAGUGUCAUAGAAGUUCUCACAACCAAAAAAACCAAAACAAGAAAUGAACAAUUUAUUGUUCCUUACAAGUAUGAAGAGGUGAGUUGUAGAAUUUUUGAUGAAUGUCAUCCAUUGGCAUUGUACAUGUAUGUAUCCCUGAACUGUAUGAUCUGUGAAAGUUUUAACUUUGUGUGUGGCCAAUGAACUAACCUUACCUGUUACAAAGCACUUAUAGCAUGUAACGAACAGUGGCAAAAAGUGCACGUGUCAAUUAGAAGUCGCUACACAACGUGACUGCCUUGAAGAACAAUUUUGUUUGGCAAGCACGUGAUUUUUGUACAGACCAUUCAUUGCAACUAAGCUCAUGUCCUCUCAGAGGACUAUUUUUUUUUGCUUGGCCACCAUUAGGUGGUUAAAGGUUAAAGGUUAAAGAUUAAAGGUCUGUUUAAAGUGGAAAGCUCACUUAGCUUAUCCAGGUAGUGUUUUGCAUUUCUCUCAACUCCCUUUCCCUUCCCUUUCAAAUGCCUGCCAUGCAGGUUAGGUACUGGUAGUUUACUGGUACUCCACUCAAAUAUUUAGGAACAAAUAAUCCAAAUACAGUCGACUCUCUCGUAACGGACACCUCUAUAAGAUGGACACCUCUGUAAAAUGGACACCUAGAGUUGGUCCCUGCCUUUGUUUAUUCCCUUUAUUUGACUCUUUAUAAGAUGGACAUCUCUCUAAGACGGACACUUAGUGCUGGUCCCAAAGGUGUCCGUCUUGGAGAGAGUUGACUGUACAACAGUUGGGAAUGACUGACAACAAAUUCAUAUGUGGUCAGAUUGGGGCUCAAACCUUUUUAAGUCUAAUGCUCAGGCCACUUGGCCCUGCUGCUUCCCAUGUGGAGGGGAGAAGGGUUCAUAAGAGGUUGAUUCUGUUGUUUAAAUUCUAUUUGAUAGGCAUUAGCCACAAGAGAUGCUAUGGCCAAAGCAUUAUAUGGGACCCUGUUUGACUGGAUUGUAUUACAAGUCAACCAUGCACUGGCUAUCAAACAAUCUAAUGUAAAGGAGGUAAUAAAACAUUGUACUAUUUAUAACAUACACUGUUGCAUCUUUUACUUUGGCCCACAUUCAGGGCUGUCACUGAGGUCUAGGGGCCAAGAAUUUCCGGAGCAACUUAGGUUUCUGGGAAACUGCCCACUUACCCCUCCCCUAAGCUAACAUUAACUCUUACUUCUCACUUAGGGCGAAAUGUUGGCUUAGGGGAGGGGUAGGUGGUCAGUCUCCCAAAAACCUAAAUUGAUCCGAAUUUCCCCUGGCUAGUACUAUGAGUGAUCCUGCCCACUGUACUUUCAUAGGAAACAAAAGAAAAAUGGAACCAAAAGAACUUUCUAUAGCAGUUCAAUUCCCUGCCUACUUGUUGCAUACACCCGAUAACUUGAAAUCUUAGUGACUGCCCUGCUUCUUAGGGACAUUGUUAAGAAGCCCCUGUAAAUAAGUGGCUGCAGUUAUAGGAAGCUUUGGGUGUAAUGCAACACCAUUCUUUGGUGGAAUGUUUUUACUUUUUCAAAAUGGUUAGGUCAUAACUUAUUAAUAAGUAGAGUCCAAAAUGUCGUUGAAACAGAACCCAAAAGUUGAGAACCACAGUGUUAACAAAAUAGUGAAAAAGGUCCAGGGAUUGCUUCGGUUUUCAUGUCAUUGUUCACUUUUAAAUGGCCAAUAUGAGGUUUAUUUGUGUAAAUUGCAUAGUUUAAACCAUUUUAGUCCCAAGAGUGACCGACAUGAACUUUCUCCUUACAACACCAAUACUCAGUGAAUAGAGAAGACAAUGAGAGUUGAUAAAUGAUGGCAUUGCUUUGAUCUUAAAGCAAAUUCUCUCAACUGGUUCUUAAAGGAAAUGUAUGGAGAUCAGUCUGAAGAAUUUGUAUUUGGAUAGUGGGGUUUAAAGGGUUAAGAUGCAAUGGAGUGGCUGUUGUCAGUGUGCAAAGAUGACAGUUUUAAGAAUGAUAAAACAAAAGUGAAAGAAUGAACUGUCUGUCGGUAAGAUAAACCAUGGCCAUUUGGUCAUGUAGCCAUUCAAGGGAGCUGGCUGUUAGUUGAGAUCCAACCUUUGUGGUUAUCUCUGAACCAGCAUGUGAAACCUUGUUAAAAUACUCGCUAGAGAUAAAUUGUCAUCUCAGACGAGUAAUCCGUUUAUAAAAGAGAGGGAUAAAUAGACAGAUAAAAUCUGAUGGUUUAUUCGUCCAAGGUGAAAACCCUCAUAUAAUCUUUCUGACAUGCAUUAUCCAACAGAAAGCUUGACUUAGAAGAUGGACAAUCCAUCUCUAGUUUUGAAAUGGUCAUUCCUGGAAACCAUCAGCUUUGUGUCAGUUGUAAAGCUCAAUAAUAAAUAGACAUUUUAGGGUAAAUGGAAUAAUAAUGGACUCUUUUUGUUAUUUCCAGGGAUGCUCUAUAGGAGUUCUGGACAUUUUUGGAUUUGAGGAUUACCAACACAACAGUUUUGAACAAUUUUGUAUCAACUUUGCAAAUGAAAAAUUGCAGUUUUACUUCAACAAGCAUGUCUUCAAGCUUGAACAGGUGAGUUUGUUGGGAAAUGAUUUGACACAUUCACAAGACUGUGUUUUAAUGGUGAAAUGCCCCACCAAUACUUUCGACGUCAAACAAGUGGAACAAUACGUUUUACAACAGUCUAGCUCGAAGAGUGGACUCGACAUGUCGACUUGACAGAUGGAGUUGUCAAGUGGAAAAUGCAUUUCAGUUCACUCAAGGGUCUGCUUCGCAAAGUUUUCCGUCGAGCGAAUCUUACGAUGGACAAAAUUAUUGUUUUACUGUACCCGGCAAAAUAAUGUUAUUUAAAGUGAAUUUGACUUCUUUGUAUCUUUUUUUUCUCGAGUAGAUACAACUUGUCCAUUCUUAAAGGGAACCUCCACUCUUACUACAGAAUAAGUUUAAAUCGAAUAAAAUUAUGUUGAUAAACAAAUUUGUUCGAAAUUUGUCUUUAAAAAAGUGUUUAUAUCAGGAAAAGUGAAUUUUAAAAUCGCUUAUUUUUUUAAGACGGUUGCUCUAUUGUUCUGACACAAAGAGCUUUUUGUUUAAUAACAAUAGGGCAACCAUUACACGUCACAAUUAUUCAAGAUGGCGACGCCCGCAAAAUUUGAAAACAAAAAUAGGCGAAUCUAAAAGUUAUUUCUUUCGGAUACAAACGCUUUCUUUAAAAAUAUUUUAGACUGACUUGACUGUAACAGUUAUUUCCUGUGAUUUAAAGUUAUCUUUUUGUUGAAGUGGAGGUUCCCUUUAAGGAUUGUAAAACAUAUUUUAAGAGUCGUAUCUUGUUGACAGUUUGGAAGAAUCCUAGCACACACCAACCCCCAUAAUCCCUGGGAGAGCUUGCUUGCAGGCUAUCCCACUGGCACUUCUUAUUAACCACUCAUACAAACAACAAAAAGUAUUGGUGAUUCCAACAUAAUUUAAAUAACCGCUAAUUGGAAUUUCCAUGCUAUCUUAAUAUGUGAACACGGAAACAGAUGUUUCAUAUGUUCAAUAGGUUGAUUGUACUAUCCACUAGAUAAAUCUCUAUCUAGUAUAUCUAUUUUUUUCAACUGCUGAGCUGCGUCUUUGCUCUUUUCUGGCAUAUCACACCCAAGCUUCAUAGGUUACUAACUUGAACCCUUAUGAAGUUAUGAAUAUAUGAAAAUGAUAUAUGUGAACUGCAGAGUGAAGAAUUAAAUGAAGGAUGAUCAUCGCACUUAUAUACUUUGCCUUUGCAAUUGUGAAAAGGCUUUUUUUUUGACAACCGCAAAAGUUGCUUAUGUAACUGCAAUGAUCAUUCUUCACUUAUUUUUUAACCCUUUUUAAGUCCCAAGAGCAACUAAAGUCAAUUUUAUCUUAAUAUCAAUACAUAAUGUAGAGAAAAUGUUGUGAGAAUUAACGAAAUGAUCAUUUGAUUUGAAGGGCUUUGAUAUGCAAACAAAUUCUGUCAACCAAUUCCUAAAGGAAAUGUAUUGAGAUUAGUCUGGAGAAUUUGUAUUUGUAUAUUGGGGCUUAAAGGGUUAAGGGACUCCUUCCAGCAGUGUCAAUGGAUUUUUGCUCACUGGCUCUCGUCAAAAGUUAAAAUUAAAUUGUGGAAGGGCUUAUCGUUUCUGAUUUUAAAUUUCGUUUUGUGUUAUAUAAUUCAUCCUAUAGUACUCAUAAUUUUGUAACUUUCAGGAUGAAUAUGUUUCUGAAGGAAUUGAUUGGAGAAAUGUUGAAUUUGUUGACAAUUCUGCUUGUUUGGAUUUGAUUUGUGGCCGGCCAACAGGACUUUUAAACUUGAUUGAUGAGGAGAGCAGGUUAGUGUACAGGCACACCAACCCGAGCACAGUAAUCCCAUACCCUACCAUCCCUGGCCCAAAUAGUCGAAUUCAUCGUAAUGGAGAUAAAAAGUCAGUAUGGCAACCAUCUCCCUCUUUGCUGUGCAUUAGUAUCUUCCCUUUUUGUGCAGGUAGUUUAUUCAGACAUUGAUUUAUGCCGUGGGUUGUAAUACAGUCAUACCUGUAUUAAGCGGACCUCGAAACUGUAUGUCGCGGUCACCUUUUUUCUACUUUCCAGUGAGUUGUUUUUUUUUUGUUAUGAUGUUCACUGUACCCUACAUGUAGUUUUAUUGCAGCAGACACGCUGUAUAUGUUGUUAAGUUGUCUUUAACUUGCUUUCUUUUGGCACAAGAUGAGGUAGAAACAGUUUGAGGUCAAUUUAUCGUGGAAUACUAGUGACAGAUACUUCGCCUUUUCACCAGCUUCAUUUUCUUGAAUAAUUCUUAUGUUUGUCAGAUCUGUAUUAAACGGUCAGAAAGACAUUCCCCACCAGUGACCGCCUAGUACUGGCUAGACUGUAUAAAGAAUUGUUUUCUCUUCUUUUGCUAGUUUUCCUGGUGCCUCGGAAACAUCAUUGUUGGACAAAUUGAACAAGAAUCAAUCAGGCCAUGUGCAUUAUGAGCAUUCUCUUAUUCAGGAAGCUUUUGUCAUCAAGCAUUAUGCUGGCAGUGUCAAGUACAAUAUUCAGGUUAGCAAACUGUUAGGCUAUUAUUUGUUCCUUUAAUUAUUUUUCCAACCUCGCCGUCACAAAUGUCCUGUUUGAAGUUAAACAGUCUGAUGAAUUAACGUUUUAAUUGUAACGACGUGUAUUGUUUGCUUGCAGGGAUUUUUGGAUAAAAACAGGGAUCUCAUGAGACCGGACAUUUUAAGUGUUUUAAAGAACAGCGAUUCACGAUUUGUCAGAGACUUGCUUGGUAGGUUCUUAGGGCCUGUUUACACUGCGGCGGGGGACCCCAGAUAGGUGAGGUAACAUGUGGCGGGUCACCCCACCUAUCAUGUAAACGUGAUCAAAUUAUGGAUAGGCGGGUUACCCUGUUAUCUCACCUACCUUGGGUCCCCCACUUCCGUGUAAACAGGCCACUGACUGGCAUUUGCUAAGACAGUAGGGACCUUUCUGCAUCAGGUGUUUCUUGGAAACCCGCAAACUCGGCAUAGUGCAGUUUGCAGUUACGCGUUUGCAGUUGAAAGUUGUCAGGAUUUCAAAUUUUAGCAGGACGUUAUUUGUUUCGUGCUGUCACGUUGUUUUUCGUGUCAUGAAGUCGAAAUACUUCACUUAAACCGGCUCAUAAACAUGAAGAAUGCUUUGAUUCGUAGUCAAAUAUCUAAAUAGCACUUCGAAGGCAGGUACAGGAAACUAAGUUUUGCCUUUAAACGUGAGGCUGUACAAUGUUUUAUUGCAAAAACCCUUGCCGUAAACCACUUUUCUUGCCGUUCAAAACGUGUUUUGAUCAACACUGCUAAAGCUUAUAUCAAAGCGCUUUUUCCGGUUCUUAGCCCCUCUGUUUAUAACCCUCCUAAAACUCCCGACGAAGGCCCAGGACUUGUAAGCGGCAGUUUACGGUAUAUUUUCAGGAUUAAAACUCAUCUCACAUUUUUAUCAUUAAGAUCAGGAAAUUUCCUUUUGUUUUUCUGAUAACACUGACUGUUUUUUAGGUGCUGAUCCAUUGGCCAUGUACAGGUGGUCAAUUCUCAGGUCUUUCUUCAGUGCUGUUCAUGCUUUUAAGAUGGCUGGCAGACACCAUCGUGCAAGUAAGAGACAACGAGUAGUUACAAUUCAAACCAGUCUUUGUUUGGGUUCUCACGCGCGACGUCAUCAGUGGCCGUUACAAAUAAUAAAUUGAAAUCUUAAACCGAAAGAUAUAAUAAAUAUCUCAUGAACUUCUUUUUCUCAGUCUGUCCCGUAAGUUACGGACUUCGAAGUCGGUCAGUAAGAGGUAGUUACAAACCCGGUUUUAGAAGCCCGAACUUAUGGACUUGUCAAACAUCUCUGUACCAAGCACACGGCUAUUAGUCCUGAGUUCGAGACAAGCGGCACGAUCAUAAGCUAGACAGGUAAUUUGAUUGGUGGGUAGUAAAACGCGCAUCAUCGUUUUUUAACCCUUUUACUGGCAGAGUGCUUGCGUGAUGGAUUUUUUGUAAGGUGACUCUAACUUUUGCGUCUGUGGACAAAAUCCUAUGGUGUGACAAUUCAAAUGAAAGCUCUCCGCCUGUACUUACACAUGGUGCUAUUUCACAAAAUGAAAUUUCGACCUUUAGUCGAAAUUUGCUUUUGGCUAAAUUUGGCAGUGAGAGGGUUAAGGGGGCUAUACCACGCUACUUGCUAUCUUUUUAAAAAACUUGAACGUUUGUCGCGUCAAUUGAAUUUCAAAAAUAAUGGUCUAGUUUUGUUAUUUAAGACUAUAUUUAGGCAUUGAAACUGUUUCCAGUCAUCUGUGGCUACGGAUGGCAAGGAUGGAAAUGGAUUGAAACUUGAAACGUUGGGGUAACCUUUUCAAGUUUUGAUGCAAUGCCUGCGAAAUCCCCCCCCUGCAAAUUACUAUGUUUAGUGCUCCCCCUAGCAAUGUCUUGGUGUCAUCAGUAGCCUCUUUAGCUCGUUUUGCAGCAAUGUUGCAAAACAGGUUGCGCGUUCUUGUUGUCCCUUUUACCGUAGAUUCAUACGUGUCCCGCCAAAGUCGAGCAAAUGAUAAAAAGGCUGCUUGCUGGGUGUUUGCAGCGUUUCUUUAAACCUUUUUGUUUAUUUCCCAGAUGGGAAGGCGGAGGAGCGUCUCAGUACGAUAGCCCGGAAAAGGAAGAGUGUAAGUGGUAUUCAUUUCUGUCCUUUUCUCGUGGCUUACACGCACGAGUCUGUUAGCCUGUUCCAUGCGUUCAGAUGGUGGGGAGCGAGUUUUAAAAUUGUCCGUGGGGAAAACGAGGGGAAAAAGUCUCCCCUCGUUUUUUUUUCCUCGUCUAUUUUUCGCCCACGCAGGAACAAGCUACGAGUCCGUUAACAAACCAUUUAAAGUACAUAUUGUGGUUCAAUGUUAUUUCUUGUUUCGGGAUAUAGUAUUUUGUGAUUAUGAGAUUCGUGGAAGUUCUCGCGUAUCCCGGCCGCGUAGUUCUACAUAUGAAGUACAACCAAAAAAACUAACACAUUACAUUGUAUCUCUCGCUGAAUCUGUCUUAAAACUGGUGAAUGCUUACACCGCAAAGUGUCCUGUGGUUAAUCCAAAAUGACUUCAUAUCCUUUUGGUGAAUAUCAAUCCAUCGUGUUCUUUGGGCGUCACAUGAAUUCCCUUCUUACUUUAGGAAACUCUCAGGAUUGGAAAAUCGGCAUGGAAUUUCUAGUGGGUUAAUAUUUGGUCCAGGGAUUUCUUCACUUCAUUGGCUUAUCCCCGUCACUUGGAAUCCGAAGUACCCUCACUGGGAUAACGCUAUUCGCUGGAUAAAUCUCUAUCCACUUGAUAACGCGAUGGGCUUCCCUAACUGGGGCCAGAUUUCUGGAUUUUACUACGCAGUGAAAGUUAACAAGUGAUUUUAAAGUUUAUUACAUACAUUUUUACUCCGGAAUACGGUUAAUCAGACCCGCCCUAAUAGCUAAUUUGAUCUACAAAUGCAGCUCUACUUCUCUCUAUAUUUCUCGGGAUAGGAGUCUCCUAACACUCAACAUGGAAUGGAAAAUAUUUGACCAUUGCAUCCCAAUACACGGCUGUUGAAGGCGUCUUGUUUUUGAUCAUGCCGUUUAAAUUCUUUUUUUUUUGCAGCUCACGGUCCCUAAGUCUGCAAGGUAAGGCUUAUACUGUCGUAUGAGAAUUUUGUGUUUUGGAUUUGGUUGUCUUGAUUUGUGUUACAAUCAAAACUGUACUACACUUUAGGGGUUGCGAUUGUGUACGCGGUUAUGUAAUGAUGUGAAUUUCUCAAAGUCAGCAAAACCGAAUUUGUCAGAUUUGAAGGUUUUUACAAAAUAUAUCGCGGAAAGCGCAGGCUCCCAUACCGAAAGGAAAGAAGUCGAUACUUAAAAAGCAAGGAUUCAAGGUCACACCUGGGAAUCGCGGAACUCGCCGGCAACCUCCCCUACAGAAGGCCGCAUGACAACCGACUGUGCUGAUCCUAGUCAUGUCUAAGUUCUAGACGGAAUUCGAUUCUUUGACAUCCUUGAAACCUUCCAUAACAUGUUUUAAGCUCUCAAAACGAGAUGUUACUGUAACGGGUAACGAGUAACGAGCACGGAGAACGGGAAAAGACAAAAAUGAAAAAUGGGAACAAAACCUACCUUAGACCCUAUCCCAUCAUGCAGUAACUUCAUUUCCAAUUCUCCGUUUUGUUCCCAUUUUUCAUUUCCUGUUUGCCGUGCUCGUUGCCAAUUCCCAUUAUUAGUAACAUCCAUCGUCACGUGAUGAUUAAGACAUGCCUGACAUUUCAUCACUGACAUAUUCCAUGCUGUGUUUCCUGAUGAUUUACACUCAUCCCUUUUGUUAUUUUCUCCGCUAGUUGUAGAAGUUUUAAAAAACUUUGUUUCCAAUUAGGUCGAGUGCUUCAUUUGACCGGGAAGAAGGCCCCGUUAGUCCUACCCUUGAAGCAGCCUCAAUAUUCAGAAAAGCUUCUAAAGCUAUCAGGUAUGUUUUGGCUGUAGCUCAUACCGUAAUCUCAAGUGGAACUAUAUUUGGUGUGUGGCGCACCUUAAUCACGUGUUCCUAUGUUCAUAAUGUGUGGCUGCUAUAUUUGGAAUUACAACCAAAUUAACCCAUGAAGUAGAAGCUUUCGUAAGCGGACACCUUUGGCCACAAAUAUCUUGCCCGCACGAGGGAGGUGUCCUCAGUUUAAAAGGGAAGUCAAAAAGGUUUUUUUUGUGUGUAGUCUGUGUACAGCCACCCCAUCUCCUCUCUCCGAUUUUAUUUUGUCUCGAGGGGGUUGGUGUACGCAGGCUAUUUUGUUUGUCUUCUGGUAGUGACUUAAUUUUCGCUACGGGAAGUGUCCUCCUUAAUUGGAGCGAGGUUUGUCAGCGUUAGGUUGAGGCUUCUUGGAAAUCGGAUGCUAGUAUCCAUAAUAUUUCGUGAAUUUCUGCGGUGACAUUCUUUACUGUUGAUUUUACUAAAGACCGACAGGAGUGUUUGAUUCGUUUCAUUUUUAAUACAAUUACGGCUUUAAAGCAAGUAUGUAUCAAUCUAUUUUCCGAUGAUUAAUUAUUAAUUUUCUUAGCUAUUUUGUUUUUUGCUGCACGAUUACGUUUUUCGUUACCCGUCCUUAUGACUUAUGUUUUCGGUGAAGAUUGUUUUCGACUAACUGUUUUUCGAGUAACACUCUCAAGUUUCUUUUGUUCGCAGGAGAAUGCAGAGCAAUAAACAAACAACCAAGGUAGGCAGUAACUCGUGUAUUUUACUGGUUCUGUUUUCGUGAAUGAAAUCCUUUACUUUGACCAUUCAAAGUAAAUCUCUCCAAAUAGUACCAUUCACACGGUACUAUUUAUUUAGUAUGUAGUUCUAACUUUUGAGUCUGUGGAUGAAAUCCUAUGGUGUUACCAUUCAAAUGAAACCUCUUCAGCAGUACUGUUCCAUGGUACUAUUUACUUAGUAUGUAGUUCUAACUUUUGAGUCUGUGGAUGAAAUCCUAUGGUGCUACACUUUCACAUGGUACUAUUUAAUUAGUACCGUAUGUUGUUUUAACUUUUGAGUCUGUGGAUGAAAUCCCAAAGGGUGAGCAAAAUAAACCUCUCCAGGGGUACUUUUUAUCCUGUAAUGGUUGUGUCAAUCUUUAUUACAAGAACAAAGAGGGAUAAAAAAGAUCUGUCCAGAGUGUUUGGAUGAAGCAUACUUACCCUUCUGCGGCAGACGUUUAUCAGAAGCUCAUAAGGUUCAUGCUGAUCACAUAUCUUUCACUUUAUUACAGCCGCUGUCCAAAAUCCGCCAAGGCCUGGAAACUAAGCGUGAUAUGACGGUGCGAACGUUUGAUUAUCUGUACAGGAAUCAGCAUCGAGGGAAGGGUAACCCUAAGAACCCGCCCACAGUCAGUGCACAGUUUCAGGUUUGUCCCUUAUUACGCGCCUUUUUCGUUUGAUGUUGAUGACGAUGUUAAUCGCGGCAUGUUAAGCUUAGUGGUUAGAACGCUGGCCUGCUGAGCGGGAUGUCGGGUGUUCGAUGCGCAUCGUCAAAGUAAAAAUCUCUAACCUUAAUAAUAGUAAUGAUAAUGAUAAUGAUGAUAAUAAUAAUAAUAAUGAUAAUGACAAUGAUAAUGAUAAUAAUAGUAAUAAUAAUAAUAAUAAUAAUAAUAAUAGAGACCUUUAGCAUCAGGUAAACCGCAAACCGCAAACCGCAGUUACGCGUUUGCAGUUUCGCGUUUCCCGGAUUUCAAACUUUAGCAAGGCGUUCAGUCAGUUCAUUUUUAUGUAGCCAAAAUAUAAUACAAUACAAAGAAUACAUAUAAGAAUUGUAAUGUUGCAAGGGAGCCUAGAGAAAACCAGAAGGCUUUAUGAAGCCCGGGAAAUUCGCGGGGUGAUACGUUAAAAAUAGGAACUAAGGAGAGACUGAGUUAAGUUAUGAAUUCAGUAACAAGACAGAAGAAAUAGUUAACUCUGGAUUGGAACAGAAUACUUUCCUUUGUUAGUGCGGCAGAAAGGAAUAUAAAAUUGAUUUGAACUACGCAUUCAUUGUUUAGGGCCGCCAUGUUGUUUUCAUUAAGUCGAAGUGCAUCCCUUUAAUCGCCCAAAAAUCAGCAAUAUUUCAAUGAUUCGGGAUCAAAACUCCAACAAACACAUCGCAAACGGAUAUAAAAAGCUAGUUCAUACCUUUUAACGCGAGGCUGUACAAUUUUUUGAGGCAAAAAACCUUGCCGUAAAUCACUUACCGCUGGAAGCCUUUCCUGCGGUUCAAACGUGAACUGCAAACUGCAAACGUGACCGCAAGGCCGUGAUCACUUGACAUUUUGCGGUUUGCAGUUUCCCAUGAAAAACGUGAUGCUAAAGGUCUCUAAUAAACCGUUCCCUGCCUAACUUGACGUCCACAAUUCAUCCUAUCCGUUCAACUGUAGCACCCGUAACAUCGACAUGCUGUCAACUGAAGGUUUUUUACCUUCAAAAAUGAAAGGUCUAUUGCUGCACACAGGUGAUAAUGAAGUGUCCUCAUUAGUGGGGCUGACUUUCUAUGCGAAUCUGUUUAUUGGGCAAGAAACAAGUGUCCGUUGUCCGCAUUAACGGGUGUCCGUAUUAAGCAGUUUGAAUUUAAAGAAAAUGUAAGGGCCAGGCACAACGAAAAUUGUCCGUAAUAACGAGGUGUUCGCAUUGAGCGGGUGUCCGUAAAGCGUUGUUCGACUGUGUUACCAUUGUCCUACGCAAACGGUUAGACACCUUCCUACGGCACCGUUUGCAUGUAGAAAUGGCACUCCCUUCUCCAGAAGCAGACGUAAAAACGGUGACCUCAGUGGCAAGAAAUUCGCAGCAGUUAGCUCUCGACCGAGGCAAGGGAACCCACCCAUAGUCAGCGCUUUGUUUCUAGUUUUUUUUCCAGUGUUCUCGCUCUUAUUUAAGUAUCGAAACUGACUGAAUUUGCCUCUUGCGAUCAAGCUCUCUUCUCAAAAGCGCUCGCUUAGUGUAUCAUGGUAGAGUUACUGAUAUAGUGUUAUUGUUUUCUCAGUCUUCUCUCAAUCGUCUCGUGGAAAUCCUGGAGGAGGCACAACCAUUCUUUGUUCGCUGCAUCAGAUCUAACGCCGAAAAGGUAAUUACUUAUAGAAGGGUUCGGGCAUCCGCAACAGCGGCUUUUGGUGAAAACAGCACAAAACAAUAAGUUUGAUCAGCAAAAGCAGUACACGUGCGUCUUACAUUUUGACUUGUCUCUUGUUCAGUGACGUUCAUUUAUUAAAUAUUACAAGUUUGGUGGAGAACUUAAAACAAGACGGUAAUUUCAGCUCUAGCAAAGUUUCAUCCUUGGUGGUGGUGGUGGUGAUGGUAGUGGGGGGGGGGGGGGGGGACGAAACCCUAGGAACGUCUGUGAGGGAGAUAACGAAGAGCGCCCUUACACUAAAUUAAAUCCCGCCCAGUUCCCUAUGCAUUUCUUACUGCAGUAGUAAGGAGCAUAAUAUGUUAGAAAAACAAGGCAUCUUAUCGAUAAUGAUGAUUUCUUUUAUUCUCAUAACCGUAGUACAGUAAACACCCGCUAAUAAGAACUUACUUUUUUGAAGUCUGCCAUAAUAGGUUCUUGUAUUUUGGGGAAUUUAUUGGCAAUUUGGGCUAAGUAGGUUCUUAAUCAGCUUGUUAAUUUUUAUAAAUCAGAUAAAAGAUUGUUGAUGACCAGAAAAAUAGAUAUACUUUUUAUUUAUUCACAAUUGUACUUUUAUAAUCCUAACAAAACUAAUUACCGAAUUUAUAUACAGUUUAGUACGAGAUGUUCUUGUUAAACUCGUAAUUAAACUGUAACCCACAUAUAAGAACCUGCUUAAUUUGCUGGACUAAACAGGUUCUCGAUUUUUGGGUAUAAAGAGGCAAAUUUUUUGCUGGAGGUUCUUAAUCCACAGGUUCUCAUUGGCAGGUGUUUACUGUAUUUGAUUUGCUAGUAACAUUGCAAGGAGAAAUUUGUUGCUGUACCCUACUUUAAUUAUUCUACCUGUUGUGUUCUUUGUAGGCUCCCCUAACAUUUGAUGGUGACUUGGUUGUCCGCCAGUUGAGAUACACAGGAAUGCUGGAGACAAUACGAAUCAGAACAUUGGGCUAUCAGUGGAGAUUUACAUUCGAGGUGAGUUUUGUUUGCGGCUUCUUACUUUUAAGGCAGCGAGCCGUAGAAGGUUCUCAUUCUCAGAGCAUCUAAAACAGGCUAAUGGGGAGGCGGGGGCUUCGGCAAAUAAUUGAUCUCCUCGCCACUGACAAAUCAUGAUAUUUUGCUCUAUCUCGUCCCGUAAUUGUUUUAUCAUUCGGUCACCGAGUUUGUUUUAUAAUUAUUUGCGAAGCGAUGUGCCAUUUUCAUGCGACAGCGAUCGCAACAAGGAGAAAAGCGUGAUUUCAUUUACUCAUGAGCAGAAUAUUAUUUGUAUCCAAACACAAUUGAGCGACAUUGCGAAUGAGUAGACCAUUAUUUUUAGCCAGUUAUUUGCAGGUCACGUGGUGGGUUCUCGGCCAAUGAUAAGGAAGAAAAAUUUGCAUCGAAUGAUAAUAGUAAUAAUUGCUCUUUAUUAAAUUCCAAACAAACAAACAAACAAGCAAACAUUCUCCACAAAACAUCAAUGCAAAGCAGUGUGUAUAGUAGAGCUAUAUAAAUUAACUACUCAUUUCCGGACGGGUGGAGGGAUGGCCUGUAUUCUGCGGAAAUCUAUCGGACAGUAAUGAACCAUCAAUUCAUUAGAGUCAGUAACACUUUUCCACUAUCUGUUAUGAGAAGUUCCCAUUAUUUUUGAAACUAGUGUAACCUCUUCUAGGAAGCAGAAGCGAAACGCACUAUUUUGGGCUUUUACUGUACUGCAAUAGUAUUUUCAGGAUAAUCAACUGAAUUAUGUAAAUGUAAUUUGCGUGGCUAAAAGUUUCCUAUUUUGGGCUUGUUUGUUAAAAUUUCUCAUAGGAGUCGGAGAAAAUGAAUGUCAAAUUUCAUAAGGAUUGUGAAAACACAGGUAAAAUUCUAAGAAUUUCAUGUGUAAGAUGUCAUUUUGUGAAAUUUGACAUUAAUUUAUUUUAUUUUCUCGGGCUCCCAUGAGAAAUUUUCUUUGGUGUUAUUGCAGAUGGCUAAUUACAUUUUUAGCCCUUGAAAAAUGCAAAAAAGGAAUGCAAUAUGCUGUAAAUUAUUCUGGUACAAAGUUUUUGUUCGCUGAAAAUUUAUAUUACUCAUUUUGCUGAUGGAUUCCGUCUUUCCCGAAGGAGCUCUUCAGAGAUAAUAAGGUUAUUAAGUACAAAAGGCAGGAAAUGUGAAAUGACGAAUACUAACUAUUGCAAUAAGAUUACCACGAAAUAUAUAUUAUGAAAGAUGUGGUGAAAGAUAUAUUCAAUGUUCAAAUAAUUAUAUACAAACAGGGGAUUUUGUCCCAUACAGUUCUUGUAAUAACGUAGAUCUUAGCGGCUGUUUUGUCAACAUUCCUGCAAAGUUAAGUGCGGAGUCGAGAGAAGAUCACCUCUCGGAUCGAUGUUCUGCAGCGGUAGAGUCGUUUAAAAUAUUUGCACGUGCUUAAAGAAGUGAAAUACCCUCAAACUUGAGACGUUUAAGUUUCCUUAGAAACAGAUUGUUUCAGAGGUGUUGUUUUGUUUAUCAGCGACAUUGCAACAGUUGGCAACAAAACAAAAAACUUGGUUUAAUUCAAAUAAGAUACAUGUUUUGGAGUUGUCAAGGUAACACAGCAAUAGUUGCCAGGAAACGUAUUUACGUGAGAGUGUUGUCCUAGUAACAGUUUAGACAGCACCGAGUAAGUACUUUAGUACAGUUGGUCGGUCUCCGCUUAGAGAAGAAUUCAGAAACAACUCGCUCAACUUGGAAAGGCAGGUGUUAAAAGUUCCGCAGAGAACUUGAGAUCAUAUUAGCCAUGGGUUGCUCUGCAAGCAGUUCGCUGAGUGUUCCCCGUACAUCUGGCACCGCUCUUUCUAUCGAGGAAUACAAGACAGCGUGCGCUGCCUUAUCGCAAGUGCGAAUUGUGCGUCAGUUACAAAGGAGACGACCUGAGUCAGUUGGAUUACCUGCAGAGGAUGGCGUAUUCUGGGUUUACUGGCGACCGCCUAUAGGGAAGGACAAAAGUCAACGCCUGAAAGCAGCCAAUUCAGGCGCCAGUAUUUUGACAGAGUUAAGAGGGUGGGAGUGAGACGGAGCGCCGAAUAGUUGGUUGCGAGAGUUGGUCGCUGAUGGAGGAUUGAGAAUUCGUUAAGAGAUUUUGCGGUGAACUGACUCAAGCAAUCUUUUAUAGAACUAAUGAGACGAUCUUUUUCAUUGAAUAUAAGAACUUUUUUGCUCGGUGACCUUGUUUGACUAAGACUUCAUUGUAGACGGGUAGUUCAUUAUAACUUUGACAUCCCGGUUUUUUUUCUUAACUAUGACAUAUACGCCUAGUUUCAAAUCCGAAUUUGUGAGCAAAGCUCGUUAUCCCACUGUGUGUAGUGAGGUACAUAUUACUGUUAGGAGUGAUAGCAAAGAUAUCAGAAUUAUAUAACGCACCCAUGGCACAUGGCACAUAGGACAAGUCCUCUUAAAACGCAACUAAACUAGUGAAGAAAAAAAACUUACUUUUUAUUGAUAGAACAGAGGUCGGACGAUAGUUCUUACAUUUCUGAAGUUGUGCGGGCAUAUUAUUGUUCAUCAACAAAAUCACAGGACAAGAGAAAAAUUAAGAGCUGAAAGUUAUCGACGACCCAGCCAUGGUAACUGCUGUCAAUUUUAAAGGUUUGCCGGGAUUUUGUCUCUCCCGUGGCUUUGCUUUGGUCUUUUUCUUUACGGAAAUGUGUCCGAGUUUGAAUUCUUAGCCAGUUUUAGUGUCCAACUUUAAGUGGUUGCUAGAUUCGGCCCUGUAUAAUUUACGAUAAAAUCGCUAAACGCUGCGAAAAUACUUUUUGAUCAUUGAUGAUGCUCUAAUUGACAGAGAGAACACUAAUAAAAGAUGGUAUGUGAUUUGUUUGUCGGAAGGGUGUUUAUAAUUCUCAUCGUUUCUAUUGCUGCUAUAAAAAAUUGUAUCGCGUAGUAUAAUUGUUAAGGCUAGUUUACAAUCGGUCCUUGCCUUUCUGUUUGAAUUUUCCGGAACGCGCUUAAAAUUUCUUCUGUUUGUGGUAGUGAAUACCCUCGGUUUUUAGUAAAAUUUUAAUGGAUGGAUUGUUCCACAGUCGGCAUGGUUUGCGUGAAGACGGUUGCGGUUCGGGUUUUCAAUUAAAUAUAUCAUGUAUCAUGGUGAAUUUUUGAAUACCUAGCUUCCGAAAAUUUGCAGCCAUUUGAUCGGGUAAAGCCGAAAAACGAGGUUUUUUGAGUCCCACAUUCCCGAAAAUCAUACCACAAUCCAGUAGAAAGAAAGGGACUCGACAGGAGAGUAAAAAGUGAAUGAGGUAAAAGCAGAAUUUCGUAGAGGAUGACAUUUUCGUUGAAUAUGAUAACUGAUUUGUUACGAUAGUCGCUUAAACCUUUAAGAUACGAAGAGUGACCAACAUCAAUUUUCUCCCCAAAAUAUACAUACAUAAUCAAGGGAAGAGGUUAUGAGAAGUGGUAAAAUGAUCACCAAAGGUAAAAUGCGUUUGAUCUUUUCAGUUCUUUAAGGAAAUGUAUGGAGAUCAGUUUGCAGAAUUCGUAAGUGGAUAUUGAAACUUAAAGGGUUGACAAAGAAUACUGUUCGCACUGUUUUGACUUAGAUUUCAUUCUAAAUGGGAAGUUACUUGUAAAUUUGACAUGCUGUUUUUCUCUUCUAAUUGUGGUGUUGGUAAAAUUUCAUCGAUUGCAUCUAUAGUCAGCGCGGUUUGCGUAAAAACGGUUGCCAUUCGGAUUUGAAAUAUAUCUGAACAUAGAACUCUGUACUGUAUAUGUUGCACUUAGCGCUGUUUAUUUUAUUGUCAUCAGUGAGCAUAGCGAAUCUCUAGUACAAUAACAAUUUUUGGAUGGAGCUGAGUGUGAUACAAGGAAUUAUGCAAAUAAAGCAGGGUGUUAUGGUCUUUGCGAAUAACACUCUCCAAUAUCUCUUAGGUUUUUUCUCAUCCUUCGACUAGUGUUUCUGUGUAUUCCUGCAAGGCGUUUGACGCAGUUAUUUGGCUGUUUUGUCGUCGCAUAACGGUUGAAACGGUCGGACAAUCUAACGCCGCAGCGCUGUUUUUUUUUCGCUUGAAUCUCUGUUUUUGUUGACUAUUUUGCGAUUCUCGUCAAUGUCGAAAUGAUGCAAAGAAAUUCGAAAUUUGCUCACCGCUAGUCGAGGGUACAGUGUAACUUUGUGUGCGAAAACUCGAAAUGUUACAUUCUCCCCAUGCUCGACCGUCGAAAGCUAUAAUUUAGCAUCAGAAAAAGGAAAUCAUCGAAGUGCUGGAGGUUCAAACAACGGUUUGGAUAGUUUUGGUUCUUUUUGGCCAGAACGUGAAAAGAAAACCAGCUUCAAGCCGUGUUUUUCAAACAGUAGCCGGCUCCUAAAAAGGAUAAUUUAAAAUGCCAAAGAAAGGGCGAGGUUGUUUUUGUCAGGAACAUGGCAACGAUUAGCAUAAAAACAUAACAAAACAGAUCACAUUAAGCUUGGAUUUGUCAUGGUAACACAGGAGAAGUUGCCAGGAAACUUAUUUUUCAGGGUAUGUUGUCCUAGUUACAGUCGACAACAUAUAAACAGGUUAAAAAGAACGGGACUGGUUCGAUCGAUUUAGUACUCAAUUAGGGUUGACCAGUUUUGAUCAAUACAAUUGGAAUUCAGUUUAGUCAUGGGUUGCUCUGCAAGCUGUUCGCUCAGUGUUCCCCGCGCAUCUGGUGCCGCCCUCUCUUUCGAAGAAUACAAGACCGCGUGCGCUGCCUUGUCGCGAGUGCGAGUCGUGCCUCAGCUGCAAAGGAGACGACCUGAGUCAGUUGGAUUACUUGCAGAGGAUGGCGUAUUCUGGGUUUACUGGCGACCACCUGUAGAGAAGGACGAAAGUCAACGACUGAGAGCAGCCAAUUCAUUUGCCAGUCUUUUGACAGAGUUAACAGGAAGUGAGUUGGACAGCGCCGAAUAGUUGACAGCAGAAGGUGGUCGCUUAUGGACAGAAUUUUGUAAAGAUAAUGUCAACAGUCGCUCCUGGCCACAUAAAUGCAGUUUUCAGGAUAAUAUUUUUACUUGGUUUUUCCUUUGAACUGAGCCCUGUUAAAUUUCAGAAUGGUAGUCGCUCACUGAACAUGAUCUGCUUGGGAAGAAAGAUGUGUCGUCUCAAGGAAAACUGAUUCCUAAGGAUAAUCGCUUAAUCGUUAAGAUUUUCCCCGCAACUAAGUAAUAUUUUAGGAAGAUUUUGUUGCAUACGGGGAAUUACCAGUAACUGAGACUGACAUGCCCAUUAUUGCUUAAUUAUGACAUAUAGACGCCUCGUUUGAAAUCGGUAUUUUGUGAGCAUAAUUCUUACGACUGUGUGUCACGAUGUAGAUAUUACUGUAAGAGUUUUGGCAGUAUUACAUGAUUACACAAAUUUCUUUAACAUGAAGACAAUCCCUUGAAAACGGAACUGAACUAGUUAAGAACUGGCAAACAUAUCAUUUCUACAUAAUCCACAUAUUGCUGUGUACUGUGAUAAGACCCCUUGGCCACGCAAGUUGUAAUAUGGUUAUUUAAGGUCUCGUUUUAUGUUUUGUGUUUUUUUUGCUUUAAAUCUCCUUAGGUGUACGUAGUAAAAAAUUGUUGUAAAAUUUGCCUUGUGGAAAGUGUUUCUUCGUUGAAUUAACCUCCACAUACCAAAUGACUCAGUACUCGUGAAGGUUGUCGGCUCGUAAAUUAUUUUCUACUAUUCCUACUUUUACUGCUAGAAAACUGUUAAUCUGACAGUAACUUAAAUAGACGUUCAAUUUGGUUCUUGCCUUUCUUAUUGAUCGCCCGGAACACUUCUAAAAAUUCUUCCUCUUGCGCGAGAAAGCUCGAGGCGCAAUUACUUGCGGUUUUGCUCACAUUUUUAUGAAUUGCAUCCACAGCGCACGGUUUGAGUUAAUGCCGGUUUCGAAAAUUUGUGUAUUGACUUAAUGUGUUCAUUCUACGUAAGAGAUAUAUUCGGUCUAAACAGUGGCUCGUUGUAAUGUCAUUUUCAAAAUGGCAUUUCGCUUUGUUGAUCUUUGCUUUUUGAAAUUUGUGAAAUUUAGUUUAAAUGCCAACUUUCUUAUUUUGUCAGUUAUGAGUGUUUUACUAUCUUGUAGGCUCAAUUACCAGCCGCUGUUCGGGAAAUAAGCCCUAGAGCCGGGGGGGUACUCAACAAAUGUUUAUACGGGGAGGCUCCGUCCCGAGGUCCAACCCCUUACCCUUUUAUGUACCAAAAGGUACCCCUUUCGUAUACCUUCUAUUGCCAAAUGGUACCCCUUUCACAUACCUUGUUUAGAACCUUGCAUCCCUGUUAACUGCUGUAAAAGCGUUGUCUUUUAAAUAGUAAUCAAUCACAAAAAUAUAACGUUUUCUCGACUUUAUGAAGCCAUAAAAUUCAUCUGUUAGCCCUUUUGGGCCCUUUCACAGAUCCAAAUGACAUAUUUCCCUACCCUUUUAUUUACUUCAACAAGUGAAAUCCCUACCCUUUCUUAUACCUGAAGCCUGAAAAAAUACCCCUUUCGGCGGAGUCUCCCCUUAUAGGCCAUCAUAGGGAGUACCCCCCUUCCCGGGCCCUAGGGGCGUACCCGAGGGAGCGGCGGAAAUAAGCCUUACCAUCUUGAAGAAUUGAAUCAUUCUUGUAUCUUUGAAAUCUCCUGCUCAUGUGCUAUGCGUGCCAUUCCACUAACUUUGAAGAAAACUAAGAGAGUACAUACAUGUUCAGGCUAGUUUUAAAUUUGAUGUCCCCAGAUUGCUACUAAUACAAAUUUGCAAUCGUAAUUUUGAUUGAGUUUCUCUGAAAUACAUAAGUAGUAGCGAAACGCCAUCGAUGACCGAAAAUGAUUAGAUUGUAAAGUGAUAACGUUCUCCAAAUGGUUCGUCAUAUUUUAUUAUUAGAGUUUUUGUUUUGGUUUUAGCUUGAAUUCAAUAUCGUUAAGUAUGUUAAGAAGGCCGUCUAUUUAAGAUGUUGUCAUGAAAAACUUAUGAAAUUUUUACCUAGAACGAUGAAACUGCUGCCCUCAUCUCUUAAGACGUUUACGACUGAAACGUUUCUCUUGAGGCAUGAUUGGCAGAUCUAACUUUUCAAUCCUGGACAAAUUCCUAUUGUGUGGCUAUUCACCCGUUAAAUGUAAAAAAAAAAAAGCACUUCAUUUGAGUGUUAAUGUAUUUAGCACGAACGUACUAAUUGGGGACACUAUAUUUUACGUCUCCAACUGGAGACGGGAACGUCAUUUUACGUGGUCAUCCGAGUCACGCGAGGGUCUAGUCUGUUGCAGUACAAAGGAAGUACCUUCAUUUCUCAGUUAUUUUAAGACCCUGAGUAUUGGUCCGGCCCUGGGAAUCGAACCCGCGACCUCCCGUUCUGCAGUCAACACGGUCUACCGACUGAGCUAACACUGCCGCGUUUGUUAUACUUAAGAGUUAACCUGGUAGUUGUAGUUUUAUUUUCAUACGAAUAAAAAUGACUUUUAUUUAGACUUUUUUGGGGGUGUGAAUGGAGUUGAAGUUGUCUUUGACAGUGCGAUGGAGGCAAAGUGUUGUUGACUUGAAAGUGCAGGGAAAAUAUUUUCAAAGCUAAAGUCGCGUUAGUUUUGGUGAUAACUAAUUAAAUGCUUGAAUGAAAAAAAAAAAGGUUGUUGUCUCUUUUAUUUUAAGUUGUUUUAAUUAUCCAGUCGAAAGUGUACAAUAUUCUCUACUCUUGGUGUGGAACGGUUUUAUUAUAUUAUUGCCUUCAGUUAGGACGGAAACUCUUAAGUAUAACAACAUAGAAUAGCAAAAAAGGAUGAAUGUUUCACGGGACUUCCAAACAGUGAUAGUUGGGUUGAAGAAAACUGAGAGGCGAAGACGAUUCCCUUUCUGCGAUUGUUUGGAUAGUACAACCCCAGACCAUGUAUCAGACCGUGCAGUUCUUGAAAGCGGAUAUAAAACAAGCUCUUCUAGUUCUUCUAGUUUACAUCACUAUUUCAAAAACAAAUCAACAACUUAGAUCUUUCGCCAGAUUUGGAUUAACCAAGUUAUGGAAUAGUAUCCCCGCUGAAAUACGCCAGUAUCCAAAAAUGCCUUAGAAAAAAAAUAUGUUCAUGACUAUGUUAUCUCUUUUGCAAACUGACGAAGUUUACUUUGAAGUACCUAUUAUUCUCAAAAAAAUGAAAAAACCUAGUGAAAACUGUAAAAGCCUUUGGUCUUUUUCUCGUUGCCAUAUUUUAUUUUGAUUUAAAUCUAAUUUCUGCUUUCUGCAAGUUCUUUGUAAUUAUUAUUACAUUUUUUUCCCUUUAUCUCUGAGACAUUUAUAUAUUUAUCUAUUUAUUUAUUUAUUUAUUUAUUUAGAUUACCUAUCUAAUUGGCCUCUACCCUCCUAGAUUAACCCUGCUAUUUGCCGGUAGCGAAGUUUGUAAAUUCUCCUCUAAAGUAAUGAAUAAACUUGAAAUAAACUUGACAUAUUUCGCCUAAUUGGAAUUCAGACCAGAUGUAAAAUCUGUAAAAUCCUCGACGCCUACGACCUUCUUCUGUAUGGCCGUGUAGAUGGACACAGGUUUCUCUUCCCACCAUGGUUUAUGUAAUAUAUCAAGCACGCGAAGAAGUGCUCUUUCUGAUAUCCGGCACACAUCGAUAAGUGGGUAAAAAACCCUGGCGCAGCCGAGUUUUUUAAAACACCGUCUUCGAGGUUUCUGGAUAUCAGAUAAAACACUCCAUCCUGUGUUUUAUAUAGCUUCGCUAAUGAUCAACAACUCCUUAGAUAUCCCGAUACCGGCACACAUCGAUAAGUGGGUUAAAACCCGUGGCGCAGCCGAGUUUUUUACAACACCGUCUUCGAGGUUUCUGGAUAUCAGAUAAAACACUCUUUCCUGUGUUGAUAUAGCUUCGCUAAUGAUCAACAACUCCUUAGAUAUCCCGAUACAAAAGUUCGCAUGUUUUCAAUAAAUUACGAUCCAACAUUCAAACUUUCUGCAAGUUACUGUUUCCCUUUGUUUUCUCUUUGCGCAUCAUUGAGUAGUUUAAGAAGGUUUUCGUUCUGGUGAAAUUUCGUGGGAUUCAAUGGCUAUUUAAAGAGGCACUGUCAGUGGAAUUUUUGUCAAAGCUUUGUUAAAAUUAUCAGCGGGUAAUCACUCUUUCCGCAACUCUAAAGGGAUAAUUUUCAAACAAAGCUACGGAAAUAAAGCAAAAAUGUGUUAUUUUUAGCAAUUAACUGAGACACGAUUAAACAGGUUGAAAAAGUUAAGCGUGUUUUUUCGCCUUUGUCCUGUGUAAGACAACCGUAAAUGAUUGCAUUGCAUUUAUAAAGUACGUCUUUACAAAACUGGAACAUGUUUAAAUUGUUACAAAUACAUCAUUGGAUUUGUCUAUCUCUCAUGACAGUGCGUUGAAUAGUUCAAUAUUAUCCAAAGCACUGUCACGGUACAGGGUCCUAAAAUAAGGAAACGUGCUUGCUCAAUUACUUCAAGAAAGCACUUGUGGCGACCCUUGUCGUGGCGCGUGCUUUGAUUUGUAUCUUUCCUUUUGCUUUUUAAUAUGCGGUUUUACUCCAUGACAAUAUCGUUCAAUAUUUGUCAUUCUUUCCGUGCGCGCGUGUUUCUUUUUGCAAAUGUAGAAAUGGUCGUGCAGGCUGUAUAUUGUAACUUUUGUUUGCAGUCAGCAAAUUCAUUUUCCGUGACGCGGUUUUACAUUUCAAUAGUAAAAAUAGAAAGUGUAUCAAUUUGGCCUCUUGUCUUGGUAUUUCAUGGCACUUGGAAAAAGUUAGGAAUCAUUCAGCUGCGUUUCACGUAUUCCACAUUUUUCUGUGCUGAUGACUGCCUAUCAUUCUUUAUGCCAAUAUAAUGCAUGUCCCGCCUGUCUUUAAUUUUUGUCUUGUCUUGUCUUUUUUUUCAGUUUCAUGUCAAGUACAUACUUUAGCAUUCUUUUUUGUUUUUUAAAUAUAACUCACAGGCCCAAGCAAAUUCAGCAUUCCUUGUAAAUAGUUUGCAUUCUUAAGUUUUUGAUAUAAGCACAAACCUUUAAAGUGUAUCAAACGUUUUACCAGAGGAAAGGUGUGUUGCGGAUUUGACAGUUGCGAUCUUUCAAUUAUGAUGAGUACAUGGCCAAUUCAUGUGGAAGUGUGCUUGGUUAAUACCAUCGUAGAUCAGGUUAGUUUAAAGCUUCUAAAAUGAACAUUUAAUGGGGUAGUAUCACGAACAAUUUUAAAGGUUUUUGUCUAAACCAUGGCAUUGAAAUGAAAAACACUCGAUCAUGCACAAAACGGACUUAAAACAAGAAGAGAAAGACACUACUUUAUCCCUCUUGUUGCGGGCAAGUCAUUAUCAAUUGUUUCUGAAUUAGGAGUGAUGUUUCUUAAGUAGCAAAAAACUUCAAAACUUCGGUCCAGUUUUUUCAGCGUACUUCCUUUCUAUCUGUCAAGACCCACCCUUUAAGCGUGGCCAGGUCGCUCUUAAAUUUCCUUGACCGCAAACGCUUCUGUCGGUCUUCCAAGUAAUACUAAUUGUCAUCGAUAAAGCACUUUAAUUGAGAUCGAAUUGAGUCAGGACGAUUGUGAUUCAAGAAAUGGUGCUAUGUAUUAAAUUCUGAUUUUUGAUGCAAAAGAAAACUUUUCUUUUGAUCAACCAAACAACGAAGGGUGAGCGAAGGGUUUCCCGUUUAGUUUCCAAGGAACUUUUUUUGAGUCGUUUGAGGAGUAAUAUACAAAGAUUAGGUUUGAUCACCUGAGUUUACAGGAUAAAUUGGGCACCAUAGCGGUAUUGUGAAGUUGACGUCUGACGAUUCCGGCUGUAAGACCUCUUGAGGCAAUACUUUCAUAAAAUAAUAUUCGUUAUUCAGCAUUUGGGAAAAUGAAAUGUGUUGUCUAUUUUUUACUCUGGCCUCUCCUGGGGGUGUAAGGGUUUAAAGCUUAGCUACAAUGUCUUCGAUUACGUUGGCCUGUAACAGUAGCGUGUAGGUUCGGUAUGUGUCCGCAGUCUAAAUAACAAGACUCUCUGUCUCUCGAAACGGCUGCUUAUCUUAAACAAGAGAUGCAUCUAUUUUUGGGGUGGAAAACAAGGUCUUUCAACGUUUCCAUCUAUUAAUUUGCGGUUGUCAUAUAAUAUAUGCACUAUCUCAAGUGCCUAUUUUUGGCUUUAUGCUCAGCUGUAUUUUAAAAGAAUGAAAAGGUAUUAUUGAAACAUGACUGUAAGAUAAUCGUGCGGCGCAUGUUGCUGUGUAAUGAUUACUAGCAUUUGGUUCCAGUUGAAGUUGGAUCAAAUUGUUUUGUGUUAUGUUUCCUGCAGCCCAAGCGGUUGAAGGCAACAUCCUCUUAAUGAAGCGGGGUAGAUAUAGGGAUGUUUUUUCUUGCAAUUUUUGUGUUAAAAUUUUCUAAGAAAGAAGUGUACCAAGAACCAAGAAUCCGAUUUUUGGAAACAGCAUGAGUUCCCUCUGACUAAGUGACAGUAAUGCCGUUCAAUCAGGUGUUAAGUUAAGGGCGGGAAAAUACUAUUCUGAGUUCACAAUCGCGAGACUUUCAUUGUGUCUUUCCACUUGAUAUACAUAACAUCGAAAUGAUGUACGUAAAGCAUUCGAUAAGGCAUUCGAUCUACAAAGCGUUCGAUAAGCUCUGUCACCGGCAUCUCAUCACAAAGCUUAGGAGAAACGGUAUAUAUGGAAAGAACAUUAAAUGAAUAAGGUCAUUCCCAACUAAUAGGAAGCAACAUUGACAAGCUAAAUGUCUUCAGAGGAUGUAGAAGUGCUCUCUGGCGUGCCGCAGGGCCCAGUUUUGGGCCCGUGCCUGUUACUUCUUUACAUAAAUGACCUUCCUGAAUCACUAUCUUCUAAACUUAGACUAUUUUUUAUGUCACCAUUGCAUAUCUCACCAUAAACUCUGAGCUAGACUCAUACAUUCUUCAAAACGAUCUUGAGAAGCUAGCUGAAUGGGAGCAAAUGUGGAACAUCCGAGUUGCCUCAUUAUCAAAGCGAGGCUUGGUACGCAGUCGAGCCGUGAAAAACAAACAAGGCAACAAACAAACUCUUAGGAAGCCAAUUGACGCUUUACCUGUCCGCGUCUAUCCUUCAAUAAUUCGUUUCCGAGUUGCGUCAUUAUCAAAGCAAGGCUUGGUACGCAGUCGAGCCGUGAAAAACAAACAACAACAAAAAAGGGAAGCAAUUUGAGGUUUUGUUCACUAGUCUCCACAUGAGGUACUUGUACGAGGAAUUAGUUUAAAAUUUUUAAAAAUACAUAUCUUUGGUGAUUAUUUCCGUCGUUCUUGGAAUAAUGUUUCAUUCGACAGUAAUGUGAAAUCAAACGCUGAUCGCUACAAGAGUUUAAAACGUGCACGUGGUUUGGCGAACGGGCAAAUUAUAGGAAUGAAUUACAAGCUCAAAAGUAACGAUAUUCUUCGUCGUGGGCAGUCGCGUUUUUGCAUUGCGGUAGGUCAUAUUAGUUAGAAUUUGACGAUAAAAUAAUCAAAGUCGGCUUAAUGGUUGUAUUGUCUGGUGGGCAAAAGAUAACAUUUAAAGUUUAAGAAAAACGGAUUGUCAAAAUCGCAAAUCACUCCUUGACUUGGGUGUCUUAUUAUCUUGUUAUGGUUUAGCCUUUGUGGGGUGAAACUGCUAUCUCACCAUUUUUUGGUUAAUGGGCUUGGCCUUGCAGUUUCGAACAAUGGAAUACUUUCAAAGUCGUCGAAAUAUUUAUUGUAUUCCAAAAUAACCUGUUACGCCUUUAUAAGAACAAGCUUUGGCUAACUCUUUGGAAAUCUCAAUAUGUAUGAAUGUGUUAUUUUUAAUGAUUGUAGUCAUAUGUUAGCUAUUUAGGUGCGAUUUGGUGUCCAGAUCGUUUCUUGUUUUAAGUUUGGAAUUUGCCCUUCAGUGGUCAUGUAAAAGUGAUAUGUGCAUGGCCCCGUUUUCUUGUUUACGGUUUUACCAUUUCACUUUAACUUCAUGCUGUAUAAGUAAUUAAAGAAAAGAAUGGCAAGGAUGGAAGACACUUACACACAUCACAUUACGUCAGUGUAGUCUGAAAACGUUGUCUUAGAAAAAUGCUAAAAUGAGAAAAGGAAAAUGUCAAGCGGUAAUUAAUUAGGCUUACUUACAAACCACCGAAGGCUGCGUUCAUUUGCGAACGGGCGGGUUUUUUAGGCUUAAAAACAAAUUGCAAGUGCGACGGCUGUACGCGUAUGUUGCAAAUGAAUUCACCCUAUUGUGGUUUACUAGUAAGCCUAAUUAAUUCCCAUUUGCCUUUUAACAUUUUUCAUUUUUCCUUUUUAGGAUUUUUCUGUCAGUGUUAUUGCAAUUAGGUGAAUGUCAAGUUUUUUUUUGUAUUAAGGAAACUGCGUUGAAUUGAUUUUGGUUUGCAUUUCCUUAUGAAACUUUAUCGCGCUUAUCCCAACUCGUUCAAUUCGUCAGAUGUUGGCAAAUUUUUCCGGAGUUGAAUUCUAAAAGACUGCAUCAAAGUUCAGGAAGAGAAAAAGAAAGUCGUUGUCUUGUGUAGCGCAGUUUUUUUGUGGCCAUUCACAGAGCAAGUCGCGGGCAAGAAACUAGAGAAAUCGUUCGUUACCUCGGUGACACGUUUAUAUAGGGUUCUAGAAAAUUUCAAUUUCCUUUUUGUUUUACUGAAAAACAAAUAAACAUGGAAAGGCGGUUAUUUUCUUUUUGAAUUAACACGGGUUUUUACAGACUCAAAACCAAUACAACCAAAUAAUAAGUGCCAACACAAAAUUCUACUGUUAAAUUUCUUGUAAACGGGCUCAUUUCAUCCGAGAAAAAAGUGUUAGAAGAGGUACUAAAUAAAUAUUCCUUUGUGACAGAACUAGCUGAAAGGUAAAAUUUGAAUGAAAACUUUCAUCCACUUUUUGUAAUGUUGAACUGAAAACCAAAAAUAGUGCCAUGUGAAAGUACUGCUGACGAGGUUUCAUUUGAAUGGUAACAAUAUAGGAUUUCAUCCAGACUUAAAAGUUAGAACUACAUACAAAAUAAGAAAGCACCAUGUGACAGUACUGCUGAAGAGGUUUCAUUUGAAUGGUAACAUCACAAGAUUUCAUCCACAGACUCAAAAGUCAGAACUACUUACUAAAUAAAUAGUACCAUGGGACAGUACUGCUGAAGAGGUUUCAUUUUUGAAUCCACGGGUUAGAACCACCCCACCAUCAAUCGUUGCUAUUUUCAUUUCAAUUUUUCAUCCACGGACUCAUAUGAAAAAAUGCUCGUCGUCUUUAGAACCACAAAACGCCAUCAUAUUUAGCAGUGAAGGUCUUGACUCCAUCAUUUGUUGUAUUUUUUUUGUCUCUUUUGCUUGGGCCACGCCCAAAUUUUCAGUUUUUCAAAAUUUAAUACCCCUUUAUCUCCCAAGAGUUCAGAUUCUAUGGGUAUUCUUUAAACGGCAGAUGAUCCUAGACAGUAGGUUACGUGUGCAGUGUCGUUGCGAGGUCAAGAUAGAGUGAAAUUUCUUGAAAUUUACUAUACCUCGUAGCACAGAUUAAAAUUGGCAGGGUCGUUUAUCCUUAAAACCCCCCGUUUAAUCCGAGCACCAAAAACUGAUUUCCUCUAUCAGAUUAGUCGUGCGUUUGGAUCAAAAUUAGCGCUGGGCUUUUGACUGAAAUGUUAAGAACUGAAUAGAAUGUACAAGAACACGGUGUAUUUCCGUCAUGAUAUUCCGGUUCAGAAAUGUUGUCUCCCGUUGAAGACUUUAAGUCUGUAAAUUUUGCGGUGUAAUACACCUUCUUCCUAUUCGACUUCCAGGCGAAAUUCCGGACGUUUUUGAAAAGUGGUAAACUUCGAGCAGCAUUUCUACCAUUUCUUUGGCAUAUUUUAAAAGUAAAAGGGCUGAAAGUGGAUAUUUAACUUGUUGCGAAAGAAUGUUUAACGCUUAAGAAUACAAAAUUUCAAGUUGUCAAUAUCAAGUGCGAAUUUCAAAAGUCACAGUUGUGUGGGUUAUAUGGCAUAUCGACUAAAUGCAAUGACGACGUUUAGUCGUCGAAACCGCAUUUUGUGUUUUAACGUUAUGUUACUUCAGUUAUGUUUAACUGAAGUCUGUCUCAUGGUUAAGUGUUAUUUCUAAUGAUUUUUCCCUAGCUAAGAAGGCUGUUUCGAAAUUUAUCACUUUCCGGUUUCGCAAUGUCUACAAUCGACAGUGAUGAUGAUGAUGAUGAUGAUGAUGAUGACGGUGAUGAUAAUGAUGAUAAAAAUAAUAGUGAUAAUGAUAAAGUUUAUAAUUAUAUUAAUAAUAUUAAACAUAAUAAUAAAAUAACAAAACUUCUUUAGCGCCGAUAUCAAUAGUCGCUAUUUUCAUUAGUGCUUAAAAAGUAAUAAUAAACAUUCCCCGGGGCUUUAUUUUUAAAUAUUUUGAAUAAAAUGGGCGUUUCAAACUCGAUUGGCUUAGAGCAGCCUUAUCGUUGGAAGUUUUGCUCAACGUAUUUCUUUUUUCCAAGUACAAAGCUGAUAAAACGAUUUAACGGAGGGUUUUAAUGUUACCAGUUUGGGGGGCAAUUUCUUACAUGGAGGGGGGAACCGGAAUUUUACGGUAUAAAUAAAUAAUGAAAAACAAGUACAAUGGUAACAACGACAACAAACUGAUAAAAAUAAUGAAAUUAAAGCGGGAACCAUUGUACUAACAAAAACAAGUACACUUAGGCAACAAACAGAAAAUUGAAAUAGAGCGAUAUAGUCAUAUCACAAAGCAGAAGCAGAAGGAUUAGUUUCCAUUGUCCAAUUUUCUUAGAAUCAGUCGUCCAAACGUGGUGUUCAGUUAGGUUCCAACUUACAGUAAGUUCUAGAAAGGUUUACGGCGAGUCGUUUCGUCCAAAAGGAUAUUAUUCGAGAACGCACCUAGGUCUUUUUCGUCUGUUCUCGAGUGAACGAUCGUUUUUCCUGCACUUUUGUCAUAAUUGCUUGUUCUUGUUGAGCUUAAAUCUUUUUUCAGACUUCUCGCAAGAAAAUAAAAGAAAAAAAAUAAAUAAAAAAAUAGAAAAGAUAAAAUAAAAUAAAAUAAACCCGAGACAAGGGUUUGCAUAAAACAAGACCCUAAGAUACGUUGUAGUUUAUAAACUCUUUCCCUAGAAAAAAAAGCAAAAUAUUUCUUGUGAUUUCUAGUCGCAAAAUCGUGUCCACGAAGAUCUACCGUAAUGAGUUCUUGUUUUGCAAAAAUGCUUUGCAAAAUACGGAGUUUUUCGCUUAAAAUGUAUGAUAAAAUUGACUCACCUUCUUUGUAACGUUUUCCAUGUUUCAGCCGACGAAGGAAUUAAAUUAAACUUGUCCCUUGCGUGAUUAGCGCGCGAAAAGCCAAACAACUUGACGCUACAACCAUGUUUACCUACUCUCAUGCAAACACUGCUCUCGGCCAAUCAGAGCGCGCGUACUAUCUUAGUUAUUUUAUAAAAUAAAAUAAACAAGCAAACAAGACCCUAAGAUACGUGUAGUUUCAGGAGAAAAUAUUUCUUGUCAUUUCGUUCAGAAAAUUGCAGGUGACAGUUCUCUGGGCCAGUUGAGAACCCAAAAGAACAAUAUAUGAGUCAAAAGAACAAUAUAUGUCGAAUUGGUAUUCGCUCAACCUUGGACGAAUCUCGAAGUGUGUGUUUUGAGACAGAAAGGUUUUGAUCGGUGCUUUCGUGUGGUGCUAAAUAUUAAGCUGUAGAAGGUGAGGAUUUGGUGGCUACUUAGAAAAUCCAGCGGAGAAGAUAACGUAUCAGUGGAAAUCCCCCAAGGCUGACUCGGCCUUGCUUAACCUUUUCUUUCCUAAAAGUCAAAAUUCAACAACGUUCCCAAAUUUUAUUGCAUAAAAUUCUGAAAAACAAAUUAUGCCAUGUGAAAGUACUGCUGAAGAGGUUUGUUUUGAAUGGUCAUACCGUACGAUUUACCGGGGGGUACUUGGGUUAGUUUUUGCUGAGUAUGUGCCGCUGCCUCUGAGAGCCCCUACCCCAUUAUAGUCUAAUCUGUGGCCAAUUAUAGACCCCAUCUUAGUCUUUUUUGGGGAAGUAUGUAAUUUUCGCGAUACCAACUUUAGUCACUCCAUUUUAAUGAAUUGACCCAUUUUUUAGAUUGAAUGAAGAACACUUUACUUUUCAUCUACAGUACAACCAUUCUGGUACGUUUACUAACCGUAAAUAUGAAGAACUGUCUUACCCUCAAAAAUCCGAAAAUGUGCGACCCCAUUAUAGUCAAUCCAGUCGUGAAAAUGUAACCCCAUCCAGCGGCACAUCCCCAUUAGCCUCUUAUAAGGAAAUAUCCCCCCCCCAACCCCCUCCGUGGAGGAUUUAGUCCACAGACUCAAAAGUUAGAACCAAGUUAAAAGACGCCAUCAAUCGCUCUGUGAGUGAAGGGGUUAAAACCCUUAUUAUGAACUGGUGCAUAAAGCUAUUAAAAGUGUCAUUGACUAAGGACGGAUAGUGAAUCAAAGUUCGCAUAGUUAGGCCGACUUUUUUUUUAAUCUUUGACAAUGCCAUUUGGGAAUAACCGCCCGAAAUACUUGAAAGGUGGUUUUCUCACGCCUUAGAGAAUAAAUUGACGACUUUGUUCAAAAUAGUUGUUCAAAAGUCAUUUUGUACAUUAGCCAGUGUACAAAAAACAAAAAAAACAAAAACAAAAAACAUGGGAAAGUUAUGGUGAACUUCCCCCUCAAACCCUCGAAUGCAAUAAUCAUGUGUGACAGUUAUCCACUUGAAGACACUUGUGCAGAAAAUUUGGCAUCGUUACAAUUUAAAUUUUGGUGAAUUCAAAAGGAACUUCUUAAGAAAGAGGUAGUUAUCCGGAAGGCAACUGGCCAGGGAAGUUCGUGCAUGCCCACAGCAGGUGACGAAAGCUGUCAUCCGAUAUUUGGCGUUUGAUAAGUCGGGAUAUUGCGUUCUUGAUUACAGCUGCUUUAAGCCCUCGCAAACUUACCAGAUUAUUUUCAGUCUGUCGAUAACAUGAUGCUUUUAGAUUUGUACGCAAUAUGAUGCCCACAUCAUAACGCCGGUGUAAACGUUAAGAAGAGAAAUUCGCCACGUUUCUCGACGAGUAUAAAAUGGAAUCGUGUGAAAGGCGAGUUUGUUUGAGCUCGCAAAGUUAAAAUAAGGAAAGAUGAUCGUGAAAGGCUUUUUGUCCGCCGCGUGGAGAGUUGGUAUCGAGGGGUCAACCUUUCUUAUUCUCAUUGCCUUCACUGUUUUCCAUUUGUUCAAGGUUAGUAGUUUCAUUAAUCCUUGUAUUUCGUUCAUCGAGUUUUUAAGCAUUGUAAGUUUAGCUCUAUUGACCGAUGUCUUGUAUACAUCGGUAUUUGAAAGUUAGCUGUUGUUAACAUGUGUUAGAACAAUACUAACGAAAUAAAGAGACGGUCUGUUAGUUAUUUCAAAUUGGUAGGAGAAUUUGGUUAUGUUAUUUGUUUCUCCUCGAAGGAAUUUUGCCCUUUCCCGUCCGGAAUUGCGUCGACUCGGCAUAAGAGACAAAAAUAGAAGUGAUCCGUUUUGCUGUAUAACCCCGGCAUAAUGUCUUCGAUCCAAGAGUAGACUGAAUUGAACGCCUCCUGCUGGUCAUAAUUUUGUCUUUUAAUUUUAUUUUACCCAAUUCGAAGAUUAAUUCUUGUUAUUUAUUUUUGGGAACUCUUAAAGGCGCAUAAUCAAAUUUUGCAUUCGAACUAAUAAUUUUUUUUAUAAUCAUGCUACUUCCGGAUUGUCGCUGAUUAAAUUAAAAUCUUUUUUUGCCUUAAUUACUGCAUACCUGUCUCUAAUUCGCGUAGUAUUUUAAUUUUGUUUUGGUUGACUCCAAUUCAAAGCAUUUUGACACACAGUCUGCCAUUAAUUUGUAACUAUCAAUAAUGUGUCUGAAAUUCUCGUAAUAGCUAUUAAACAAUACAAUUAUGCGGUUGUGCUGUUAUGCCAUAUAAGGUGUUUCUGUUGACAUCUUAUAAUACUGAUUUAACCGCAAAAUCUUGCAAUCUCUUCAUAACUUUUAUGGUGUUGUAUUAUAGUGUAGUAUAUUGUGUCUAACGUUGACCACUUCAAACUAAAACUUUGAACAAGUGUUACUUUGUUAAAACGUGAUGAUGUUCAGCAUGUAAUAAAAAGCUAUUUGCUCUCAUUUGUGCCCUUUGUCAAAGCGGGGGCCUUUCUUUCUACUGUUGGGAAAUCGUGGAAGAAUUGAACUUGAUUUUUCAGAACGGAGCUGACUGAAAGGCCGACAAAAUCAGUAACCGUAUGAUCCAAAAGUUGUUUGUUUGCGGUGAAGAUGUAAUUUUGUUGGAGACACUCGUGACUCGCUCUAUGAUUUGACACAAUUGUUUUGAUCUCCUAUUUUAGUCAUUGAUACGUAAGUUGAGAUUUUUCCUAAAAACAUGCACCGAUAAUGUAAACAAUACUUGCUCAAAAUGUAUGAAAGGUUACGGUACGUCUCUUCUUUUAAAAGUGGUUAGUUUUAACCUUAAGUGCUUCUCGUAUUCUUGUGAAUGUUCGCGAUAACUUAACUUCGCUUUUUUAGGUCGGAAAUAUGGCACGUAAAAGCUCUCAACACAACCAUUAAUUUGCUCAUGGCAGUGAUUCGGGAAGUCUCCAGAGCCUGAAAUGCCAAGUGCAGACUAAACCCAAAUUUUCGUAGACCACGUUUUUACUGCAAACUUUAACUAAGAGGAGGGCAGUUGAUGUGAUGUUUCGAUUUAGAAAACGGGAUGCUCUUGAAGUGGACGUAUUUUUUGUGGUUUUGCUUUGGAGAACCACCUCGCGUGCGUAGAGAAAACAAUAGAAUUAUAUCAAAUACGUAUCAAAUAAUUUCCUUUCAGUGCUUGUAUCCUUUUUUUGAUCGGUCACUUUUGUUCUUGUUGACGGUUUGUUUCGUAACGUGAUAAGAUUGUUAUAACGUUUGUUCUCCUCUCCAAGAAAAAAUGAUGCCCACUCAUUUCGGUUAUAAUCUAGUCGUUUUAUGAUACAAAAUUUUCCAAAUACCGUAACCAGUUCUUAUUGUUUCACUGAAUUUCAUACGUUUAUGUUUAUUCUCUCUUUUUAAAUAAUCUUCAAUGAGUUUUGCCUCCAAAAAUGCGGAAAAGAAGCACGUAAAAGAAGAGGAAACUCAUGAUUAAAAUCACACAGCAGUCGAGUCGUGCAUUCGUUGAGUAUGCCAUAGCCGACUGAUUGUGGCACGUUAUUUGUCUUUUUUGUGGAUGUUAAGCUAUCUGUGGUUUCCGGACCUACGUAUUAAUCAAUUUGUUUUUGUAACGGGUCGUCCUUGGAUGUAUUCGGCAUGAAUUAAGAUGGAUCGUUUUUUUUUAUCGUUUGAGAAAAUCUCCCUAAGUGUGCGAUGUGUUUUGACUUUUGAGUUUGUGGAGAAAAUUCCAUAGUGUCACAUGCAAGUGAAUCCUCCACUGCAGCGCUUUCGCGUUUCACUAUUCGUUUCUAAGCGUUGCGUAGAAAAAUAAUUAGGCAGUAUUCAUGCUAGUAAUGAGCUAGGAGGGUUAAAAAGACACUUGAAAAGGUUUUACGAAUCGUGACGCAAGAGAAACAAAGCCUGUAGCUAAUCCUCUUAUAACAUCUAUAUCUCUCGCAACAAAGAAUUUUCGUACCGGCGAGCAAUCUCUAGAGUGCUUAAACAGAACUGCUGCACCUCUCCAACCCCGAACACACCUUUCCUUCCCGACCAAGCACACUGGGUGAACAAUUUUUAAAACUGUGUUUGGCAUGUAAUGCUUUUUGAAAAGUGCGAGUCAAGGUUAUGAGACGUAAUGAAUAUGCCCUGUAGGAUGACUGAACUGCUUAAGUUACGGCUAAACAUUUCGGUGUUAUUGACAACACAGCCUGUUUAGCAGGUUUUGCGCAAUGACUUAUUUUUGUUCUUAAAGCUAUAACGCGUUUGUCUAAUUUUUCCAGACACCUUUAUGUAAGAGACGUACUUAUUCUAAGUAGCCCGAAGCUGCUAAAAUGAACUCUGAGGAAAGUUAUCUAAAAGUCGUGUAUCAGGGAAAAUAAAUCAGCGAAAAGUACUUCAGGAGAGGACUUCUUAUUAACUUCAUGUAAAUUGCUACACAGUCUAAACACUGCUCAACACAGGGUUUUUUUUUCUGUCGUUAGCCCUUUAGCUUUGAAGUAUUAAAAUUUAUUUACAGAAUGAAAAGCCAAAUCAGUUGAUAUAAACUAAACGUUUAGAGCACCACUUGACAUUUUUUGUUAUCCAUUGCUCCAAGAAUUUUCACUUGAAUACGUGCAAGGUAUACGGUGUCAGCCUUGAAACGUCAGAACACAAUUCCAUGCUCUUUUAUCUUGUUGAAUAACUGUAUUUACUUUUUCCAACAACGUGCACUCUUAUAUGCAGCAACUUUUGUGUCACAUGCUAUAUAACAACUUAAAGGUUUCCCGCCAAACCUCUCGGGCUCACAAUGUCAGCACUGAGAAGUUGGAGCAACAUUCGAUGAUUUUAUGUUCUAGAAGGUCUUGAAUUGUUUUUAUAAUCGACAAUCCUAGAAUAUGCUAAACUGACUGAUUGUCACUUGAACCCAGUUUAAUGGCCUUUAAUAGCUGCUAGGAGUUUUUACUUAGCUCAGUGGUUGAACAUUUGCAUGAGCAACCAAGAGGUCUUGGUUUAAACUUCUGUUGGAAGAACUCGUAAUUCAUUUUUUUUUCGAGUCGCCUGUGUCAGUAACAGAAAAAACAUCGUUUUCCUUAUUUUCGUCGUUUAAAAUUCAUUUUGAGAAUUGUUUUGUUGUUUUGGGCCCCUGAUUUAAUGUCUUUUCCUUGAGACAAAUGUUGUUCCGUUCCGUCUGGUCAUUUCGGAAGAAAAUAGUAAUGUCAACAAAGAAUUCUGAUAUGACGAAUAAAGUUGAUUGUGUAUACUUUCUUUUAUUAGUUUAAUACUAGCUCGUAAACUACAUUAGUGGGGCAGAAGUCUUUGUUGACAAAAACACGACCAUGCACAAACAAAGAGCCACCCUUAAAACUCUUAUGUCCCUUCUUUGACUGCAUUCGACCCUUUGCAUGAGAACUCAUUUGUUUUUCUUUCUUUUAUCUGAAAUGAAAACGAUCUUUAAGACUUGCUCUUGUUUGUUGUCACAACAUUACUAAGUAUAAGACCUGUGAGGCUGAUAUCCAACGUUGCUGAGGUGAAAGAACAUGUUUUCGUUUACCGUAUGUCUCUUAUGUGCAUUUUGCCACUAGAUAUAGAAACACUACCUUGUAGAAGACAAUUUAAAAACAAAUUUAGACUGUUACAUCUGUCAGACUAUCUUUGAUCUACCUCUCGUAGUGUAUUGCUUGUUUUAUACCCCACGACUUCAGAUAGAUGUCAUUUUUGGGAGUUGGCUUUAAAAACUCUUAGUUACUUCAACUUCCUUCACUUACAUAUCUUUUAGCUUCUGUUAUCUAUGUGCCUGUCUUAAGAAAUGUUAUCUUUUAUUUUUUUUUAUCAACCUCUGUAUUUCAAUUGGAAGUGAAAUAAAUCUGACUUGACUUGGACUUUGAUCAAACAGGACGCACGUUACGGAAUCGUUUGAUCGUAGGGUUCUUCUCUUAUCCUGGUCACUAGUUAUGUAUGAUACGAAGUUCCUAUUGUUGUUACUGUGGACAGAAUCCUAUAGGGUGAUCACUUGUUUUAACUACUUGUUUUCACGAAUUGAAUGAUUCUUGUAUCUUUGAAAUCUCCUGCUCAUGUGCUAUGCGUGCCACUCCACCGUACAUACAUACAUACUAACUUUAUUCAAGAUGUAAACAAGCUUAUUUACAGGAAAAACAAUAUUUAUCUUAAAGGAAGUUGAGAGGUUAGCCCUAUAUUAGAACUCCCAAACAGAAAUAGAAAAUGCUAAAUAAAAACAUCAAAUACAAUACAAGUAUUCAAAAAUCAAGUCCUUAAUGAAAGGACAGUUCUAGUUUAAAAUUUAUUAAAUCGAUAAUGAUGAAGCUUAUUUUUAAAAUAAUGAAGGCUUUCAGGCUCUACUAUGUCUCUUGGAAGAUAGUUUCGUUUUGAAACUAUUCUAAUAAAAAAAGAAUAUUUGUAACAAUCGAGUCUUGCGCUUUUAACAUACAAUUUGAAGGGGUACACUCAGCCUAUGUUUAAAUUUGAUGUCCUCAAAUUGGUGGAAAACUUUGCGGUAAUAAUACAGAUUUGUAAUCGUAAUUUUGAUUGAGGAUCUCUGAAAUACAUACGUAGUAGCGAAACGCCAUCGAUGACCGAAAAUGAUUAGAGAUCUAAAGGGAUAACGUUCUCCAAAUGGUUCGUCAUAUUUUAUUAUUAGAGUUUUUGUUUUGGUUUUAGCUUGAAUUCAAUAUCAGUAAGUAUGUAAAGAAGGCCGUGUAUUUAAGAUGAUGUCAUGAAAAACUUAUGGAAUUUUUACCUAAAACGAUGAGACUGCUGCUCUCAUCUCUUAAGACGUUUACAACUGAAACGUUUCUCUUGAGGCAUGGUUGGCAGAUCUAACUUUUCAAUCCUGGACAAAUUCCUAUUAUGUGGCUAUUCAUCCUUUAAAUGUAACCUAGCAGUUGUAGUUUUAUUUUUAUACGAAUAAAAAUGACUUUUAAAUUUUAUACUUUUUGGGGGGUGUGAAUGGGGUUGAAGUUGACACUACGGUGCACGCAAAGUGUUGUGGACUUGAAAGUGCAUGGAAAAUAUUUUCAAAGCUAAAUUUGCGUUACUUUUGGUGAUAACUAACUAAAUGCUUGAAUGAAAAAAAAAGGAUGUCCGCUUUAUUUUAUUUUAAGUUAUAUUAAUUAUGCGGUCUAAAGUGUACAAUAUUCUCUACUCUCGGUAUUGAACGGUGUUAUUGUAUUAUUGUCUUCAGUUAGGAAGGAAGCUCUUAAGUAUAACAACAUAGAAUAGCAAAAAAAGGAUGAUUGUUUCAGGGGACAUCCAAACAGUGAUAGUUGGGUUGAAGUAAACGAGGCGAAGACGAUUCACUUUCAGCGAUUGUUUGGAUAGUACAACCCCAGACCAUGUAUCAGACCAUGUACUUCUUAAAAGCAGAUGUAAAACAAGGUCUUCUAGUUCAAGGGACUUUUACAUCACUAUUUCAAAAACAAAUCAACAACUUAGAUCUUUCACCAGAUUUGGAUUAACCAAGUUACGGAAUAGCGUCCCCGCUGAAAUACGUUGUUGUCUCUUUUGCGAACCAACGAAGUUGACUUUGAAGCACCUAUUGUUCUCAAAAGAAGAAAAGAAACCUAGUGAAAACUGUUAAAACCUUUAGCCUUUAUCUCGGUGCUAGAUUUUAUUUUGAUUUAAAUCUAAUUUCUGCUUUCUAUAUAUUAUUAUAUUUUUUUCUCUUUAUCUCUGAGAAAUUUAUAUAUUUAUUCUUUUAUUUAUUUAGAUUUUCAGCGUAUUAAAACCUAUCUAAUUGGCCUCUACCCUCCCAGAUUAACCCUGCUAUUUGCCGUUAGCGCAUUUUGUGAAUUCUCCUCUAAAAUAAUGAAUAAACUUGACAGAUUUGUAUGUGAUUUGUGCUCUGUUAUGGCAAGGAGACAGCUGAGGAGAUCGUGAUCGCUUUUGAAUAUUUUAUAGAAAAGGGCGCAAUACAAAUAAUAAAUGUUAUUGUUAUUGUUAUUGAUCGUGACAUUUGGACAAAAUAAAGUAACGCAAUAAAUUUUAAAUUACAUUACGAUUUCAGUGAACAGUCGAACUUAAUUGGUCGACCUAAAUAGUUCGACGUUUGAACCGGGCCUUUAUAGGAUCCAACAUUCGAACUUUCUGCAAGGUACUGUCUCCCGUUGUUUUCUCUUUGUGCAUCAUUGAGUAGUUUAAGAAGGAUUUCGGUCAGUUGAAAUUUCGUGGGAAUCAAUGGCUAUUAAAGUGGGACUGUCGCUGGAAUUUUUGUCAUAGCUUUUUUUAAAAUUAUCAGCUGGUAAUCACUCUUUCCGCAACACUAAAGAGAUAAUUUUCAAACAAAGCUAGGGAAAGAAAGCAAAAAUGUGUUAUUUUUAGCAAUUAACUGAGACACGAUUAAACAACUUGAAAAAGUUAAGCGUGUUUUUUUCAUCUUUGUUCUGUGAGAGACAACCGUAAAUGGUUGUAUUGCAUUUAUAAAGUACUUCUUUGCAAAACAGGAACAUGUUUAAAUUGUUACAAAUACAUCAUUGGAUUUGUGUAUCUCUCGUGACAGUGCGUUGAAUAGUUCAAUAUUAUUCAAACCACUCUCACGGUACAGUGUCCUAAAAUAAGGAAACGUGCUUGCUCAAUUACUUCAAGAAAGCACUUGUGGCGACCCUUGUCGUGGCACGUGCUUUGAUUUCUAUCUUUCCUUUUGCUUUUUAAUAUGCAAUUGUAGUCCAGGGCAGUGUCGUUCAAUAUUUGUCAUUCUUUCCGUAUGCGCGUGUUUCUUUUAAUUGUAAAUUUAGAAAUGGUCGUGUAGGCUUUAUAUUGUAAUUUUUGUUUGCAGUCGGCAAAUUCAUUUUCCGUGACGCGGUUUUACAUUUCAAUGGUAAAAAUAGAAAGUGUAUCAAUGUGGGCUCUUGUCUUGGUAUUUCAUGGCACUUGGAAAAAGUUAGGAAUCACUCCACUGCGUUUCACGUAUUCCACAUUUUUCUGUGCUGAUGAAUGCCUAUCAUUCUUUAUGCCAAUAUAAUGCAUGUCCCGCCUUGUCUUUUCUUUCCUUUUUUUUCAGUUUCAUGUUAAGUACAUACUUUAGUGUUCUUUUUUGUUUUUUAAAUAUAACUCACAGGCCCAAGCAAAUUCAACAUUCCUUGUAAAUAGUUUGCAUUCUAAAGUUUUUGAUAUAAGCACAAACCUUUAAGGUGUAUCAAAAGUUUUACCAGAGGAAAGUCGUGUUGCGGAAAGAUGAUCGUGAAAGGCUUUUUGUCCGCCGCGUGGAGAGUUGGUAUCAAGGGGUCAACCUUUCUUAUUGUCAUUGCCUUCACUGUUUUCGGUUUGUUCAUGGUUAGUAGUACUAGUUUCAUUAAUCCUUGUACUUCGUUCAUCGAGUUUUUAAGCAUUGCAAGUUUAGCUGUAUUGACCGAUGUCUUGUAUACAUCAGUAUUCGAAAGUUAGCUGUUGUUAACAGGUGUUAGAACAAUACUAACGAAACUAGUAAUAGUUGACACUACAGCUGCCCCUGCGGCUCUGUAUAUUGUCGGUCAAUAGCAUUCUUCCUCAUUGUGUAGCUCUUUGAAAUAUACCGAUUCAUAAGGAAGAUUUUCACACAUAUUCCAUACAAUAGGUGAGCGAAAUACAGGAAACGCAAGGUUCCAUGCACAGUUUCAGGUCGAUUUACACAGCUUCGAUCAAAACAUUCUCAGUUUCGAGAAUAGUUUAUUCUAAACCAUAAGAAAAGAUUUAAUGAGAAGUUGAAUUUUUCGCUAUUUCUUUUUCACUUAUCUAAAAGUCGUGUAUCGGGGAAAAUAAAGCAGCGAAAAAUACUUCAGGAGAGGACUGCUUAUUAACUUCAUGUAAAUUGCUACACAGGCUAAAAGUCAACACAGGGUUUUUUUCUGUCGUUAGCCCUUUAGCUUUGAAGUAUCAGUAGUUUAUUUACAGAAUGAAAAGCCAAAUCAAUUGAUAUAAACUAAAAGUUUAGAGCACCACUUGACAUUUUUGACUAUUCAUUGCUCCAAGAACUUUCUGUUCAAUACGUGCAAGGUAUGCAGUGUUAGCCUUGAAAUGUCAGAACACAAUUCCAUGCUCUUUGAUCUUGUUAAAUAGCUGUAUUUACUUUUUCCAACAACGUGCACUCUUAUAUGCAGCAACUUUUAUGUCACAUGAUAUAUAACGACUAAAAUGUUUCCCGCCAAACCUCUCGGGCGCACGGUUUCAACACUGAAAGGUUGGAGCAAUAUUCGGUGAUUUUAUGUUCUAGAAGAUCUUGAAUUGUUUUUAUAAUCCACAAUCCUAGAAAAUGCUAAACUGACUGUUUGUCACUUGAACCCCGUUUAAUGGCCUUUAAUAGCUGCUAGGAGUUUUUACUUAGCUCAGUGUUAGAACAUAUGGAUGAGCAACCAAGAGGUCUUGGUUUAAACUUCUGUUGGAAGAACUCGUAAUUCAUUUUUUUCGAGUCGCUUGUGUCAGUGACUGAAAAAACGUCGUUUUCCUUAUUUUCGUCGUUUAAAAUUCAUUUUGAGAAUUGUUUUGAUUUUUUGGCCCCUGAUUUAAUGACAUUCCUUGAGACAAAUGUAUUUCCGUUCCGUCUGGUUAUUUCGGAAAAAAAUAGUAAUGUCAACAAAGAAUUCUGAUAUGACGCCAGACGAAUAAGUUGAUUGUGUAUACUUUCUUUUAUUAGUUUAAUACUAGCUCGUAAACUACAUUAGUGGGGCAGAAGUCUCUGUUGACAAAAACACGGCCAUGCGUAGGGCAAACGAAGGUAAUUGGAAAAAAUCAUAUUUCACAGUUUUAUGCAAAUUGAACUGAAUGUGAAAAAUAUUUCAAGUUAACCCAAACGCAAUUCGUUCGAGUGUCGCUGAGUCGUCUGCAGUUUGGCGAACAAUGCUGUCCUGUUGUUUUUUCGUUGUCCCACGGCAUCAGAAAAUAGAACUGACUGAGCAUUUGAUAAAUGUGUGAUCUAGGCCCUUUAUAAGUGGACGUUCAGGUUUAAGUACUAUAAAGAAACAGAGAACCACUCUUAAAACUCUUAUGUCCCUUCUUUGACUACAUUCGGCCCUUUGUAUGAGAACUCAUUUGUUUUUCUUUCUUUUAUCUGAAAUGAAAACAAUCUUUGAGACUUGCUCUAGUUUGUUGUCACAACAUUACGUAGUAUAAGACCUGUGAGGCUGAUAUCUAACGUUGCUGAAAUGAAAGAACAUCCUUUUGUUGACCGUAUGUCUCUUAUGAGCUUGUUGCCACUAGAAUAAAAACACUACCUUGUAGAAGAGAAUUUGAAAACAAAUUAAGACUGUUGCAACUGUCAGACUAUCUUUGAUCUACCUCUCGUAGUGUAUUGCUUGUUUCAUACCCCACGACUUAAGAUAGAUUUCAUUUCUGGGAGUUGGCUUUAAAAACUCUUAGUUACUCCAACUCCCUUCACUUACAUAUCUUUUAGUUUCUGUUAUCCAUAUGCCUGUCUUAAGUAAUGUUAUCUUUUAUUAUUUCUUUUAUUAACCUCUGUAUUUCAAUUGGAAGUGAAAUAAACCUGACUUGACUUGGACUUUGAUCAAACAGGACGCACGUUACGGAAUCGUUUGUUCGUAGUGUUCUUAAAUUCUCCUGGUCACUAGUUAUGAAUGACACGAAGUUCCUAUUUUUGUUACUGUGGACAGAAUCCUAGAGUGUGAGCAUUUGUUUUAACUACUUGUUUUCACAAAUGCCUCGUUUCUUUCGACGCGAAACCGACUAAAAAGGUUAAUUCCACUUGGGCAUCUUAUUCGAUCACUGCAUGCCAAUAUCUGUUAACAUUAUAUUGGGGUAGAAAAGCCUCUUCAAUAGAUCGAGUGUUUUUGGACUUUGGUUAGACUGUUUUAAUCAGUCAUUGAAGGAGUGCUCACAAUCCCCUGGAAAAUACAUAACAGCACAAAUAUAUUACAUCACUACUGCGCUAAGGGCAUAGAAACGGUGCUUUGUUUCAGUGAGACUGAUAUGAUAUUGUUAGCACCGUAUUCCUGGCGUUUCGUGUGUUGCGUAUCGUAAUAAUCGCCUUGUGCUGAGAGACGCGACCCACAAGAAGUGGAGACAAUCCGGAUAAAAGAGAUUACCAGAAAAGUGGAGAUCUUGUUAUUUACCUUGACCCAAUAUGUGCCGGGAUUUGCAUUGAUAAUAGCUAGUGAGCUGAGAAUAGCCGAGCACGUGGCACGCGAUGCUACUUAAUGUCACGUGAGAUUACUCGUGAAUCGUUUCCUGUUUUGCUCUCUCGCCUGCUAAUUGUGUAAUCCGUACUUACUUUUAUCGCGGGUAAUUUGUUAUGUACAGGAAGAGCUAGCAAACCUCUAGAAUUAUCUUUGCGGUUUUUGCAAAAUUAUUUUAUGUUAGAAUUUUCUUGUAACAUGUGCCAACAGUUUUUGUGUCACUGCGUGAAUUACCGCGAUAUCCAAAUCGGGCAUUUUCCAUUUGCAUGUCUCCCAUAAUACAUCUCGCUUUCCCCCCCAAAAACCAAGUUGUAUUGUGGGAAAUGUGCAAAUGGAGAACACAAUGCCGUUCAGCGGGAAUUGGGGGGAGUAUUUCAAACGCCUGACGGGAAAGGUAUCGCAAUCCUCUGUGCAUAAGAGACACGCCUCCUUCUCGUAAAAUGUGGGACAUAAAACCAUUUUACAAAGCACCAUCACUUGUUACCGGUGCGAAGAAACCUCACAAAGAUCAGUCCAGAACGCGGCAAAUCGGGAAACCUUAUUGGAAUUGUAUAAAAGGAAGCAGCAAAACAAAAAAUCCACAACAACAACAACAAAACUGGCUUCUGUUUGCGAAAAAGCAAGAUAACAAGGAUCUGGCGUUUGUUUUUCGUAGACCCGAGAUUUUUUUCGGGUCAAAAAAUGUUCGAACCUUCGGCACUUUUGAGCGUGGUUUCCGCGUCCCCACCACGUUCACGUUUUCUCUAAUCCCCUUGAUCGGUGCCACCUGGCUCUACCAGGUCUUUGCUAUGUUAGGUCAGGUUUCUCGUUGUUUCAGGAUGAUUUUGCAACCAAAUCCCUAAACUGAACCAUGUCAAACUUGGUCUUUUUCAGGAAUUCGUGAAGCGCUACAGCUUGUUGUUCCCAAAAAUUGAAAAUGGAGACCUGCGAGAUGAGAUGCCGAGCAUCCUGGAAUCCUUUGGACUGGAUUCACGGGAGUAUCAGCUAGGCAAACAAAAGGUAGAACGUGGCUUGAAGUGCUUCAAUGUUACCUGAUCAGAUGGUGUCUCAAAUUUAGAGCAAACCUGUACGAAAAAAAAGCACAUCAUCAGAAUUUGAUCCUACAAGGAACACUAAGACUUCUCACAGCCCCAAUUUUUCCGUAAGAUCGUAGAGAUCGAGCGCUCACCGGAAGGGGCAGCCAUUUUGUAAUUGGCUGCAAGGACUUAAAAGCGCUCGUUCUUGGUGAUCUUACGCUAAAAUAGGAGACUGUAAACUGUUUAAUAAACACGUUUGACAGCAGGAAAACAGUGCUUGGUAGUUCUAAAUCGAUGAUUACACCUUAGGAUUUCAUUUACAUACUUAAAAAAAAGUAAGAACCUCCUUUUACAGUUUAAUAAACAGAAGGGCAAGAAAGUUUGGCUUAAGACUGAGUUUUCUCCAUUCGGAGUUCGUACAUAAAACUGCAAAAGCUAACCCAUUUAGAGGCAGCGUGGCCGAGCGGUUAGGGCGCCGGCGGACUUGUAAUCCGGGGUCUCGAGUUCAGGUCCCGCUCUGACCGCCAGCUGGAUUUGUUCUCGCUAGUCAAGGGUUCAAAUCCUCGGCCAUGCUUGUAGAAUAGCUAACUGGUUCUCCUCCCACCAGUUGGGAUUCUUUAACCUUGUUAUGUUCAUUUGCAUUAUUUUUUUAUCAUCCCUGAAAAGCCCCAUAAAGGGGAGAAGAUAUUUACAGUAAAUUAACUCUCCUUUUCGGGAUCGGAUAGUCAUUUGCUUCUAAAACAUUUAACAAGAAAAAUUAACUGAGGAACGUUAUUCGACGUUCAAAGGAGUACGUUUUUUAUUUGAGGGAGUGAACUUAUUUUUGGUUUGCGGUAUUUUUUUUUUAGAUCUUUCUCCGAGACAGUCAGCAUUCUCUGCUGCAAACACGUCUUCACUCGGAACAGAUCCACAAAGUCUGUGUUUUACAGCGCUGGAUCAGGGGAGUCCUACAAAGAAGGCAUUUUAUUAGGCAAAGAAAUGCUGCUAUUGUUAUUCAGGUACAAUUUUUUUGAAGAGAACAAUCUUUUAGUGUGAGGCGGUUGGGGGUUUAGGUUUAACUCUUUAAAUCUCAAUAGUGACCAAGAUCAAUUUUCUCCUAACAAUGUCCAUACAUUGUCAAGAGAUAAGUUAUGAGAAUUAAUAAAAUGAUCACCAAGGAGAAAAUGCCUUGAUUUAUUAUCAAAUUCUCUCAACUAAUUCUUCAAUGAAAUGUAGAUCAGUUUAGAGUAUUUGUGUAUAAAAUUAUUUUUUCCUUCCACCAGGCCGCAUGGCGUGGUUACCUGGCUCGUUCUAAUCUUGAGCUGCAAGCAUUUGCGGUCCUUCGAAUCCAGUCCUCUUGGCGUACGUUCAUUGCUCGGCGUGACUAUCUGAGUGUGCGUGACAGAAUUAUUCUACUACAGAGUCACGCAAGAGGAUACCUGGCUAGAAUAAGGUAUGUUAGGUAGUAGCACAAAAUUAAAGUUAUAUUCAGGCCUUUGUGUGUCAAAAUAAGUUAAUCUCACGAAAAGAAAGUUUAGAUUUUUCAUUUCAUUUUAGUAUAUAAUUGCUUGCAGAUUCAGACAAGACAAAGAGCUGAUGUUAAAGCAGGACAAGGCGCCUGUCUCACCGUAAGACUUCCUUGUUAUGUAGCUAUUGGUGGAUCUCUGAUCCGUUAGAAAUACAAAAACUCUGCCGUCGCUUGGGAGUAUUGUUUUUUUUUUUUUUGGCAAUAUGUCGAUUUAAAGAUUAAACGAAGGCGUUCGGAAAAUAAAGGCGUAAACAGAAACUAGAAAUAGGUGUUGAUAUCAUAAGCAAAAAGGAGAACCCGAAGUUACUUGUAAAGUGAAGUUUUUUUCUUUAUUUAUCCCUGACUGUUGUCAGUGUAUUUUGUCCUUGGUCAGUCGUCUUCACCUGACACGGUGAAAACUUAAAAUGGGAACUGAAAACUUUGACUCAGUUUUUGUGCAAAAGAAAAAGGUAUAUAUAAAGACAUCUUGCUGUGCAUUUUUUUUGGAGCUUUUGUAAACUCUACAUAAUGGUUUUUCUGUUGUUUAGUCGUCCGGGACUGUCCCACGUGCGCUCUUUAAGUCGAUCAUUAAGUGAUCCGUCGAGGUACGAUGAUACUUCCAACGAUCAACGCGAAGUCCGGGACGGCGCGGACAUAACUGAAAAUGGACCACAUUAUGAGGACCCUUGGAAGCCAAGAGAGAGAUCCCCAUCCAAGUAAGGAUACCUAAAGUGUCGCCUUUAUGCUAAGAUACAAGGUUAAACACUGUAAACUGUCGCCUAUUAGCUCCCUCACUUAAUACCCACCCCUGCAGUUUAUGCCCCCCUGCAAACGUAUUGAGGUGAAUUCGAUUGGUUAAAGCCAGCAGUGCAGGAUCACUUGUGCGUGAGCCUGCUCGCAAGCUAAAUUUAUUAUGAUGUUUUGAAGGUUACUAAAUUAAAAACCAGUAAAUGCAAACGUAUUUUUAUCAGCACUGCUUUCGCUUGUUUCGAAGCGUUUUUUCUAUUCGGGUUAUUAUUCCCCCCUCGGAUAUAAGCUCCCCCGUUUAUAAGCCCACCCAAAACCCCUUACGAAGAUGUAUAAGCCCAGGGAUUAUAAGCGGGAGUUUACGGUAGUCCUCUCUGUCACUCCCAGAGCGAAUUAAGGGAGUCUGCUAAGGUGAUUCUUUCACUUCGUACUAUUUAUUUAGUAUGUAAUUCUAACUUUUGAGUCCGUGGAUAAAAUCCUAUGGUGUUACCAUUCAAAUGAAACCUCUUCAGCACUUUCACAUGGUACUCUUUACUUGGUAUGUAGCUCUAACUUUUCAAUCUGUGGAUGAAAUCCUAUUUUGUGACCAUUCAAAUGAAACCUCGUCAGCAGUACUUUCACAUGAUACUAUAUGUUUAGGAUGUAGUUCUAACUUUUAAGUCUGUGGAUGGAUUCCUAAGGUGUUACCAUUCAAAUGAAACCUCUUCAGCAGUACUUUCACAUGAUGCUAUUUAUUUAGUUUGUAGUUCUAACUUUUGAGUCUGUGGGUGGAUUUCUAUGGUGUUACCAUUCAAAUGAAACCUCUUUGAAAGCACUGUCAGAUGGUGCUAUUUGUUUUUCAGCAAGUUGAAAGUAAAAGUUGGAAAUUUUUGUUGAGUGACUUUGACUCUAGCCAACUUUUGGGAGUGAAAGGGUCAAAUAUUUGAUUUGGCGAUUCAGUAAUUUGAACUUUCACAUAUACAGGGUGAAGGAUGUUUCCCAAGUCUUAGAAGAGAAACUUCCGCAGAACGAAUCCAAGGGCAAGGUAUGUGCAAGUUAUCUGUGGGUGAGUUUUUUCUGCCAAAUUUGUACGUUGGUUUCGUUAUCUAAGAACCAAUUUUUUUGCUUUUCAUUUUCUUCUCUUCUCUUAUCCUAUCUGUGAGUUGCGAAAAAAUAUACUUCGGAAAGAGCUGUGGCUCUGCGUCGUUGAAAUAUUUAAACACAAACCUUUCUUUUCUUAGUCCUUUUUUGGCUAUUGGUAAAGUCAGGUACUGAAUGUCUAUUAGUGUUGACCUACUUAACAUGACAAACAUGACAAUCGUUGGCUUGUGCCUUGUUUCAAUAAAGCAACGUUAGUGUAGUUCAUGGGCGUGAUUCAAAUCAUGGUCACGUAUGUUUCUUUUUCCUCGUGUGGCCCCAUUUUCGGUUGUAAUAGUUGUUUUAUAAUGUGUGAAACUUAAGUCCAAUGGUGACCAAACCACCAACCUCACUGAAAUUUUCAGAGGGUAAUUUUGGCAUUCCUUACAAAGGUGCUGUAAUGAAUUUGCUGUUUUUGCUUUCUCCAUUACCAGUUGGGUCGCCAAAGGUCAUCUUCGUGUCCAAACAGCCCAGAAAACAAACGUCGCUCUAUUCCUCCACCCAUUGAAAUUACGCCAUCCAAACCACCCCUGAGAAACGCCUACAGCGAAUUGAGCCCUAUUCCCUCUCCCACUGCGCCCAAUUCAAAGUCAGUAGAGGAUUUGUCGAACGAACUCAAAGCUCCGAAUUUUUCACGAAAGCUCACUAGCAGUAUCCGAAGGCGUCUGUCAUCCAAAGGUAAAUCUGGCCAGCGGCAUAGCACUUCAGACGUUUUGGACGACAGAAUAACCAGGUCACAUCGAUCAGCCGUGGAUGACAUGGAGUUUUUGGGAACUGGGGUGAAGUCAAUACCUAGCACCUUACAUCGAUCCGAUGGCGGGAAAGUAAAGAAAGGCCUGUUCAGCAAAAUUGGGCGGAGCAACUCUUUGAGAAGGCGGUCCGAUUCUAAUUUACACAAAAUCACGGGGAAGAAAUCCGCUGAUUUGUCUGUAGGAAGUACUUCGCAUGAUGGUAAGGAUUAAGAAUAAACAAAAAACAAAACAACAUAAAACUUUUCAAUACAUUUGAAUAUUGUUAAAGUGUCAUCUCUUAUAUCGCUUUCAAGUUUGAAAUCUGUGUAGCCAUUUUUGUACGGUUCGCGUAACACUACUUAUUUGACUACACGGGCCGAACUUAACUUAUGGCGUUCUUACACUUCACGUAAAACGAAAGUCAGCGGUAGUCGUGGUUUUCUUCCCUUUGGGUAAAAACAGUGCAGCAAAACGUUUUCUAGCCUGCGUAGUAGGCGCUUGGAAGUAAUAUGCAAGAAAGAGCGGGAGUGCGACGGAAACACGCGAGGGUAAACGCUUUAAGGAUGGGACUGCAAUGUUACAUUUGUUGUUAUGUGCAAUUUUGUAUCUUGUGCCCGCGCCUGAAAUUGUCCGGAGUUGAAGAUUGUUCCUAUAUUUUUUUGAGUGUUUUUUUAAGCCAAUGGUUCAAACUUUGGUUUUUCCCUUUCGGUGACGUGUUGUUCGGUUUAGUUCAAGUUGGGUAGGCAUUUUACUCAUUCGCUAGCCUGCUCAUAGAAACACAAAAAGUUAUAAAAAUAACUGUCCUGACCAAGACAGCAGCUAAACCAUUCUAUGUCUUCUUGUCUUGUUUAUAGACCUGGCAAAGGCGUUGAAACAAACCAAAAUAGUUAGUUGUACUCUCACUCCAGGACCUGUGCAAUGGAAAAAUACGGGCAAGAAAUUCGUAAAGGGAAAUGAAGACCUUGGUGAACUGGAGGCGUUUUUAAUGAAUAAGGUACGUAUUGUAGUACAAGUACUGUGUUAAGUUAUGAUCCAGGUAAGAAGGGAAGUAAUUUUUUUUGUUGUGGCGCAAUACGCUUUCCUCACAUAGAAAUGUUUUCAAUUUCACGCAGAGAAUGCUUAAACCUACAAAAAGGCAGUUUACGAACGAAAAUGUAUUUAAACUCCACUUUUAAAGGGUGUAUUUUUGUGUUAAAACAUUUCGACCAAUCACAAGAGUUGCAAACAAUGGCCAAGAAAUGUUCACAAUUUUACGUUAUCCGCACAUACGAUUUCUGUGUUACUUAGACUCAGACGAGAAUUUGUUAUAAGGAAGUGGGAUAGAAAAAAAGGGAUUAAUAUACAUGCUGUUUUGUGAAGAUUUCGUAAAAUUUGAUGUUUAAACCAAUCAGAACCCAGUAACGCAAAAGUGGUGAUUAGCGAGUCCUUUCUUUAUUCUGAUAACACGCGGCUAAGUAUUUGGUUCUAAUUUUCCAGUCCCAAUGAUUAUUUGAAAAAAUGACUAGAUCUACAUGAACGUUUUUGAAGCCUUUCAAAAAAUUCCCAAUACGUCUUCUAUUAGGUCAAAAAAAAAUCUAAAAAAAUACUUUCCAACUCCUUUAUGAAGCUGUACUGAAGCAGGUUCCUGUUAGUGUUAGAGUCACUAAUAAUUUUUAAAUAUUCUUUGUCUUUCAGGUCUCCAUGUUAAACCAGAAAGAAAAUAAGAGGGACACCAUAGUUGAUCGAGUUUUCAGAAAAGCUCUCCAGGAAUUCCACAUGCAGCUCAUCUCGUCAUACUCAGUUCUAAUGAAGGUAAGCAUCACAUGGCCAAUACAUGACGUCAAAGGUGUUAUCAUCAUUAUUAUCAUUAUCAUCAUCCAAUCGUCGAAAACCGAUUAAUUAGUUCCUGUAACCACUGCAGAUGUAGACAUCCUACCUUUCUACCCAUUCAAAGCCUGCAUAGCUGGCGGAACUGUUUUUGCGCGUGCGAGAGUUUUGGCGAGAAGCGAGCGCUGAAGGCGCGAGAAAUACCACAGCGUCUCCUUCCCAUUCUCCCCGCGGCGUCGCUGCUCCUCUGUCAAAACUUUGCUCGUGCUAACAAUCCCGCUGGCUAAACAGACUGACAACUUGUUCGUUUUUUCCCUCGAUUUGCUUAGAAAUGGGUCGAUAUGUUUUAGGCAAUUCUAUUAUCGUUGCUUUGAUUUCAGUCGGAUCAAGAUUCUUUCAAAUAAUUGUUAAAGAUAUUUCUCAAUGACUGGAUUGUAUUGGCAGCUGAAACAUAACGCACAAAACGAACGACCCGUUUGUUUAAUACCCCGAAGUCUUUCUACAAAUGGCAUGAUGUGGUGUAAAUGAUCACGUACUAUUGAUCUGGGAAGAGUUAAAUGAAUGGAACGCACAAUUGAGAACCAGAUCCAGAUAUCGAUAUGCGGAACGAUAUCCAUACGCAACGUAAUCGUUCUCAUUGCAAUCCAAGUUUGGUUUGGUCUUUAAAGAAAUGACAUCGCUCAAGGAACGUUUCUUUUGUUUUAUGGUAAUGCAAACGGUCUAAGCAUAGAUAAGCGGGAGUUUGUUCUAACGCUGAACUGUUAAUCUGUCGCAAUUAUCAAAACAGAUCAAAAACUAAGCAAUGUUGUUUUCCAUUUUUAUUUUGCGAACAGGAGGACAAGACGUUUACCCUAAAGUACGAGGAUUUGAUGGGACAGUUUGAGUUCACACUGAAUAAAAUAAUCAAAAGCGAACGGAUUAUUGACCGUUUUCCUGUCAUUAUGGGUGUGAACGCUUUUGCUGGAGUGCUGUCUGAGUUUAUCUCCUCAAGGUGACUAUUUAUGUCCCUUUCACAACAACUAAAAAUGUUUGCUUAAACCAGGUUUUAAAAAAUGAAAACAGACAAGGAAAACAGGAACACAGGUUUUCACACAGGAUUGAUAUGAAAUUCAACAUGUUUUGUAAUUUGCAAUAAAUUUGCGAUCAACUUAAGUCAGUAAGCAGUUGUUAUGAAGGAAACAAUUUUACACCAAGUUUAACUAAAUAGCUUUUAAGCUUUCGUGUGAAUAAGGCUUAAGGGCUUAAAUUACUACACAUAAAACACGUCUUUUUGAAUCACAUAGUUUUUUUUUUAUACGUAAUGGAAAACGUAUCUAAGAUGUUCGGUUUUCUUCACCAGCAAGUUGUAAGUUGCGGAUGAGGCAGCGACUUUUUGAGACUUUUCACCCUUAUGAAUGGAGUAGCGCCUUCCCUGUGGUCUCCUUUUGGAGAGCUGUACAGGGAGGUCACCUUAAUUAGUAUAACUGUAUUUUGACUCUGAACAUGAACACCGCACAGCGUUUCGAAAUGUCAGUCACUGUCAACAACAACAGUACUAUUCAGGACUAUGAAAUGACUCGUGGAUUCAAACCAUUCACAGUUUGUACUUUAACCAUGAAGUGCGCGGCGUAAUUAUUUCCAAAAGAACUUCAUUUUCUAGGCACAAUGAAGUUGUCUCUUUUCCUUGUUUUUCUUGGCUGUCAUUUAUUUAUAUAUUUUUAUAUUUAUUUAAUUAUUGCAGAACACAUGCGCCACACAAACAACCCAAGGUAAGUAAAUGACCCCUGAUUGAAUAAUAACACAGUUAACUAUUCCUUUACGGACAACUGUGCAAGACGGAUACGUUACUAAUUUACUUUUUAUCUUUCUUUUUUUUUCAAAAGCACCACAAAAAGCAACAUGUAAAGAAGCGAAAGUCCUCCGAACUAACAGUAAGUAUAAAAAUGUCCUCUCCUUUAAUCUCCAAAGUUUAACUUUAAGCUGUAGGCUGUGGCACCAACUGGACAAGCGGCUUCUUAGUAGUAGUAGGGACUUAACAAUCCGAAGACGCGAUGGCAGCGAACACGUCGCUCAAAAGGUGAAUUUACGUUCUUGCAGUCCUAUCGCGAUUAUUCCUACCCAUUUACUUUAUCGAAGUAAGUAGGCGAACCCUUCUGGAGAUGAAUCGCUAGGAUCCCUUACCAAGUUCAGAGAGAAAUAAAAUUUCGUCGUCGCUUGUUUUCGUCCUCCAUGAAAUGUCAAAUUAAGCAAACUUCACGCCGUAGUCGUGCAAAAAAGGCAAAGAAAUGUACAAAAAAGUGUGAUGCACUAGCAAAGUUGUCGUUCUACCUUCUAAACCUAUUGUUCUGUUGUUGUUUUUUGACGUUCUCGUUAGUAGAGCGCGUGAGACGCGCGAGUGCGUGAAAGGUCGAGUCUCUUGUGCCGCGUCGUUCUCGCGAAGAGCGAUUUUCUAUGGCGUACGAUCCCCGCCAAGAUCGUACUCCAUAAUUUUUGCGUCCUCUCUUAUUUCUGUGGCUGAAAGGUGGUCUAGAUUGACAGAAUGAAACACUGGACCACCUUUUGUCUAUUGCUUUGCUACGUAGUUUCUUUAUUAAUAUCUACCGGAGUAUGUCAGUAACUCAUUGCCCUAAGUAGAUCAACCGACAGGUCUUUUCAGUUUGCCAUUGCCGAUAGUUAGUACACGAAAUAAAAACAACAACGGCGAAUUAAAAGGCGGCACCCAACAUGAAAGAACACGAAAGCUGCAUUAAAAUUCUACCCUUGUAAUUAUAUCUUUAAGCUUUUUAUUUAAAUUUAAAAGCUGCGAAAUAUAAGGAUGAAAUCGUUUCGCAUACAUUAGGACAUUUUCCAUAAUAACCAAUUAAAAUUCGAGGAAUUGAAAUUGUGACGUCAACGGGCGGCGCGGCAGUACCGAGUGAAGGUAAAGUUUGUAAUUCUCUUUCUUUUGCGACGUGUUUUUAUCAUGGCUUGCUCAUCAGCGAAAGGUUCUGUGAACGUUACCACCGGCCACAAAAUCAGGAGAUGGUCUACUAUCGGUAUGAGGAGUCGAACGUCGAGUAUAGGCGCGCCCAUGGUAUGCCCGUUACAAAAUAACUAUGUUAUGUGAGAGGUGGCCUGCCUCAUUAAUUGCCUUUCUCUUUCCUAAUUAUGUUUUAAAGAAUUUCAAUUGCGUAGUUAUUAAGGCUUUCCUUAUCAGAUACUGUAUCGUUAUCUCUUGAACUUGCUAAUUGUCUCAUGUUUUGCUGGAUCCUCUCUUUCGAACUGUGUUUCAAACGCUUGAAGUGGAAUCUCCCUUAAAUUGGAUGUCAACUUUUCUGCCUUCGCCUAGUUUCCGUUUGUAAGUUAAAGCUGAAAACUAAGUCUUUCAUCCGGAUUUUUUGUUGUUGGCGUAUUCCAUCUUUGCGUUGUAAUAUUAUGGCGAAAGGGUGAUUUGUGACUGAGGCUACAUUUGUCACAAAUUUCUAGAUUAGAUUGUAGCGAUGAUGAUGUCCUUAGAGAAAAAAAAAUAUGUUUUCGUAAAGAAACACAGAGGUUAUUUUUGCAGCUAGUUUAUUUGUGAAUUGUAACGUCUAUUUUUUUUUAUCUUUCUUGUAAAGCAAAACGUUGUUUAUGCUACUCUUUCAGUGGACUAUUUGUUUUUCAGUCCGGAUAAAUUAACACCUUCCGAUAACUUAGUUUUUUUCUCGUUUGGCGACAUAUUUAAGCCAGAGCACGUUCUCAGUUGAAAAAAAGAACAUGAAUAAAUUUCGUUUAAUUCUUUUGUUGUGGUCAAAGCAGUUAAUAUUCAUGAAAAACCUCGAAAGUCAUGAAAUUUAAAAGUUUCAGUUUCCAAGCCUGUAAACGGUCAUGGAAUUUAAUUGUUUGUCCUGGAAAGUCAUGGAAAAUUGAAGUUAUGUUUGGUAGAUUAGCUAUUGCAGAUAGGCCAAUGUAAAUUAGAGACGAGUAAUUAAACAGCGUGAACAGUAGCAUUUUGGUGGACACCAGAACUUUUUGUUUGUCGAACUUAGCUAGGUCAAGAAUACCUUAAAACAACUUAAAGGAAAGUUAAAACUAACCCUAGGGCCGUAGAAAACUUAUCAAGGUCACGAAAAAAUCGAGAAAUGUCAUGGAAUUUGAAGAGUUCAAAUUGUAUCACUAUGAAAGUGAACAUGGCCUUCGCAGUAGAAUGAACAACCUAAGCGGUUGAAAAAAAUUCAGGCUUGACUGGGACUCGAACCCUGACUUUUUUCGAUGACAGGACGCAUCGCCCUAUCCGGUCAGAGCAAAGGACAGAGUUCGAUUCCUGGCCAUUCCUGAAUUUUUGGUUGACUGUUUAGUGUAAAGAGCGUCAGGUGAUCCUUCUAUUGGCGUGAAACGAUUGCUUGUAGUUACUCAAUUUUUGCGAUGCCGUCAGUGCGAGCUUAAAGCACUUUUCAUACUGAAAUAUCCUUUUUUUAUUUUCAGGAAUUUAAUGGACACCAGUUCUCUACCACUCAGUUCAGUAUCCCAACGUUUUGUGAGCAUUGCGGAGGGUUCAUCUGGGGUCUUGAGAAAGGAUUCGUUUGCCAAGGUAAAGAAAUUCCUUCAGAAACCUAUUAUUUUUUUGUGACUGAAUAAAGCAACAUCAACAGUGAGAAACAACAACACAGCGCCUGAAAAAACUUGAAUUCCAGCGCGCCCGUUAGCCAAGCAGCCCUCGCUGCUUCAAUGCCAGGCCCAGGGCAAUUACUUGCUUGUCUUAGGCAAUGGUUUACUUGGAGGAUGGCUUGCUGGACCCUGCUCAUCGGGCAAGUCGGCUUUAAUUGUGUCCCGAACUGAAAGUUUAUUUUCUGUUACAUUGUUAGAUUGUUGGGACGCCUGGGCAGUAGGCUCUAAGUUUACGGACGUGUGGGAACUAGGCCCAAAGUUAGUCUUCAGGGACUCGGACCCUUGUUUUUUUUAUUUGUACUUUUUUGCUUGUGAAUUCUUGUAGUUUGUUUAUCAUGUUUAUAUUUCGCAAAAUAGAAUAAACAAAAUAAACAAAGAGUUACUUAAUGCCCAAGAAGAAAACCUUCUCUUCCCGGACGAGCCCUGCAUUUGCAUUAACAAAGCAAAGUUUACUACUGGCUCUCAACAUGCUGACAUAAUGAAACAGUUUGUGCUAUUCCCUUUUAAUCUCAGUUUUGUUAAUUUACUCGUUUUUGGGUUCUCUUGCAUCAUUGAUCGUAUAAUUUAAAAUAACUGUUUUAAAAAUUUUAUUUUUCUUUGCAGAAUGUAGAUUUACCUGCCACAAGAAGUGUCACGCCAAAUCUCAAAACAUUUGCCGAAAGGGAACAAACAAAUCAAAAGGAAAAGUAUGAAAAUUCUCAUUCUAUGUUAAUACGUAAAGGCGCUGGGUUGGAGCGGUUUUCACGUAACCUGCUUCUUUAUGUACAAUAAAAGUGGCAGAAAAUUGUCGUGCAUUAGUAUCUGAAGGGAAGCGUUUGAUGCCAUUCGAUGGAUGGAAGCAGUGAUCAGUAACGAGGCUAUCUACAAGCUCUUGUUCAUACUUAAUUUUCUAUUCAUGACUCGGAAUUUUGACUAGGACAGACUGUGGUUGUGCGUACAGAAUGGUGCCUGGAAUCGCAUGUAUCUAGUUAUAUUUGCCUGUUUCUGUUCAUUUAUAGAUGACAGAUGACGUCAUAAUGUGUUUAGAAAAGCGAAAGUGGCACAGCGGUCCACAGGCGAAUGUCACUGAUAAUCGUACCAAAUUUGACGUCUUUUGCGAAGUAUAAAUAACACUCACGUGUCGUGUGUUGUUUAGUGUGUUGCUUUCUUGGCCAGCUUGUAACAAACACGGGUGUUUUUGUUGUUUUCAGACGGAACUUUUUGGUGGUGAUCUAUCUUGUCUUGUCUCAAACGAAAACGUGGUUCCACCUUUAGUUGACAAGCUCAUCAAAGACAUUGAAAAAAGAGGUAAGUUCUUGGAAUCAUCAUCUUCCCUUCCUUGUUCCUAGGUGGGGAACAAGGCAGAAAAUCAUCCCUCUCCAACUGUAAAGUAAUUUCCUGUUUUCUCAGUUCGCAAAUGUUUUAUAUCGGGGGGUGAUCGACGCCACGUCACGGAAACCCCGAGGGAUGUUCUUUGUCUGGUCUCUCACACUCGGUCUUUCAUGGUUGGACCUCCCAGGGAUAAAUCCCCUUCGGCAUAGCUCCCAGGAUCAUCAUUACAUGCAGGUUCACCGACAAGACCGGGAGCCCGAGGUGAAGAGACCCUAAAAUUAAUUUUGGAUUAAUAGUCACAUACGCAGACUUGGAGCGCGUAAACCGUGAUGAUAUCCGUGUAAACCUCCAAAUUGCAAACGAAAGAAUCUUUAGUCUUACCGAGGUAUUUGCAUCUUGCUGGGGACAUUCUGUUUCAAUACCCUAUGGGUCCAAUCCAACCCAAUCUCGCAGUUGCUGAUUUCAGUUUGUUCAUUAUUGGGAGCUUCGAGCUUGUCAUUUUGUUUUAUGGGGUUUGUUAAUUUUCUGGCUCGUAGCUAGAGGGUGCCACACUCCAGAGUUGUUCAUGUCCUAAGCUAGGAAGAUUCUUUAAUAUUUACACUCACAAUGUCAACUUUGACAACUGAUUGACUUCAACAAACUUCGCUGCUUUACGUUGCUUUGCUCUUUUUAAACAUGUGUGUCCCUCUAUUAAUGUUCGCAGCAAUCUUAGCACAGGGAACGCUUUACCAUAAUUAAACAUUUUUGAUGACAGACUGAUGUCUUUGACUAUUUUAAAGAUUUAAAUACCGAAUAUUGGCUCUCUUAUUUAUUUAUAUAUUUAUUUAUGUACGUAAUUGCAUAAUGAUUUAUUUUUGAUUUUACAGGUCUAUACACUGAAGGUCUUUACAGAAAAUCUCCCAGUAAUGUAGCGGUCAAAAAGCUCAAAAACGAUAUCUGUACGUUAGGUGAGUAUUCUCUUUAAUUGCUUUUCGAGUUUGCCGAGCUUAGCUGAAGAUAAUUAAGUCAAAGCUCUUUUAAACGGACAAUCCUUGUUAAGAAAAUCAGAUCUUAGGAGAGAAAGGUUUAAUUGAUAACAAAAACAACCGUGAACCUUACAGCGACACGGAGAAUACCCCGAGAAAACAGCCACCACUGGUUUCUCCGCGAAAAUGAGAAACGAGUACAGAAAUUCCAUACUGAUGACGUGUCACUGCCCUGAUCUGGGUAGUGCUUCUGAUUGGUUGAAGCAAAUUUGUCACGCAACACAACCAAUCAGAAUCUGGGUAGCGAUACGUCAUCAUUAUGGAAUUUCUGUACUCGUUUCUCAGACGUCAUUUCGCGGGGAAACCAGUGGUGGCGUCGCGAAAUGUCGGCUGUUUUCUCAGGCUACACGGAAAAAGGACUGUGUCUAAACAAACUUGAUCCCAGCCUUGCUUCCACCAGCGUCUGUUAAUUGUGGUUUUUUUUUUGACCGGCGUUGUCUCGUGCGCUUUCAGGUAUUGACCAUGUUAAUUUAGAGGAGUAUACAGUGCACGUGGUUGCAGGAGUUUUAAAACUGUUCUUCCGACAGUUGUCUGUUCCUGUCAUCACUUCAGAUUUCUAUAUGGAUUUCAUACGCACCGCCGGUGAGUGCAAAAAAAUAACUUUUUAUUGUUGCUUCUUUUCUCUUCGUAAUCCGCGUUGUUUUAAAGGUUAAAAUAAUAAAAAUCUUACAAUAGAACUGUGGGGUAAGAAAUUGAAUCUAAUGAAGGUCAUUACAGUUAAAGACGCAACUUUUGCGGUAGCAAUAGGAAAGCAAAUUCGAACCUUUGACGUCUGCGUUUCCAGUGAAGCGCUUUACCAAUUGAGCGGUUAUCACGUCAGCUGGGAGCUGGUCAUUUAGUCGUUUCAUUACUCAACUCGUGAGGGAUGAAGAUGAAAUAAUGAACGUAUGAGCAGCUGUGAAGUUGUAUCAAAGACAAAGUUUGGAGUUGAUUGUAGGAAGCUUAGCCCUUCUAUUCUGAAGAGCGCCCGAAGUCAAGGUUUAUAAGCCGGGAUAACCAAGGUACAUAAACUAGUUUUCAGUGACAUGCAACGUACUUGCGAAGAGGUCUCUUCGGAAGUAGGAGAUAUCGUUUUAUCUUGCUAAUUUCUAAAUUCUUGCGAUCUUUAUGUUUACUUAAGUAAUUUUUUAAGGAAAAAUAAGGUUUUGAGUUCACUUGUCGUGAUGCAACGAUUUUACCACUUCAGUCGCUUACAUCUGAACCGUUAAAUAUUUUUUCUUAGAUCUGAGUGAAGAAAAGUUACGACUUCAGGCUCUGUACAGCUUGAUUCAGAAACUACCCAAGGCAAGCAAAAACACACUGGAAAGAUUGGUCUUUCAUCUUUCAAGGUGAGAAAUUAAUCAGACAUUGAAUCAAACAUCAGGGGCACCCAACGACUGUUUUCUGUUCGGAGAAACAAAUAUUAGCUAGAAUUUUUUAUUACUUGAGAACGGCUAAAAGUUUCUAGAUGACCGUUCCAUUCAUGUAGUACAAUUUUGGAAGCUUAUUUAAUAAAUUUCCUACGAUUUUCUGAAGUUUAAGUAUUCAAGUUUAAGUAUUAGGAUGCCUAAAACUUUCGGAUUCAAAGUUGUGACGGAUAGAGGCAUCAGAAAAAUUGUCACUUUCGCAAUAAGUCAAAUUCCAUCUAGAAUUUUUGGCAAAUAAUACAGAAGCCCUUGUAUUUUCGAACAGACUCAAGUUCCCUUGGAUGUUUUAUAGCGCCGCUUAGAAUGCAUUUCUAGAGAUCUAAGAGUACUCUGCAUAGCCUAAAAAGUGUUUUCAAUGUAUUUAGGUCGUUGAGUGCCCCUGAGUCAUACAUCGCAGACAACGAGUAGCUAAGGUUCGAAACAAGAAUCAAGCAGUUGUCGUUUGCUAUUUGCUUGCAUUUGCUUCAUUGACGUAGCUGCGAGAGAACGCGCGAGCAAGCGGUAAAGCACUCGUGUCUCCUUUCGAGUGCUGCUCUCGCGUGACAUCUCGCGACUCCCCCAAAUGGAGAGCUUGCUCGCAGGCUAACGUUGACGUGAGUGAGGUCAGAUUGCAAGCCAUAGUACAAACAACAGACCAUGUCUGUUCGUUUUCUUAUGCAUUUGGUAAUGAUUGAAGCCUAAAAAGUGAUAAACUCUUAUCAAAUUCAUCAGCUUCGUCUAUUACUUGGGGAUUAAGGUAACCGGGUUGGUGCCCAAACACUUAAACACCGGAAUUAUAAAACUUUUGAUAUUUUUUGGUCCGUAGAAUAUCUCAACAUCAGGAUGAAAAUCUAAUGAACGCUAAUGCGCUGUCUAUAAUCUGGGCACAAUGUCUCAUUGGAACGCCCGCUGGUAUGAGUGCGCUGGAGAGCAUGCAAGACGUGGCCAAACAAACCAAGUGAGUGAUGCUUUCAUUGAGUUGGUGAUGCUAAAUUCUGCCAAGGGACCCGAUCGACGAUAGAGUUGUCGACAAAUAUAUUAUAUUUUAAUCGAUAUUUAUGCGCAUUAUAAGAUUGCUAAAUGCCAAUAAGGCAAGAGGUCGCGACAUCUGUCGAUAAAUAUUUUGUAGUCAACAACUAAACUAGUAAACAACUCUAAACUCUUUGUGCGAGGCGAGUAAAUUUUCAAUGGCAGCAAAAUAGUCUCUUUUUUCAGUGUAAAAAUUAUCUCUUGUUUGAAGUAGUUUACUAUGUUACAUACCGCAAAAUCGCCCGGAUUCCUAGUCCACAAUUUCUUCAUUUGGAAAGUUUAGAAGAGCGCAAAUUUUUUCAUUUUAGUAAUAUUGGUUUUCCUGGCUUUUUCCAGGGUAGGUUUUUUUAAACUGUCUUCUUGUUUUGGCAGCUAAAGCUAAGCUUUCUUGUUGUUGUUGUUGUUAGAUGUCUCGAAACCCUGAUUCUCGGUCAGUUAUCCAAGAUCCGAACAACUCUGCACAGCAUUCGAGAACUUGACAAGGCAACGGACUCAGCUCACCAGCGCUUGUCGACGUUGAACCUCAACGAAGAGGUAAGCCCAUUAUUUCUGGUCCGAUAUCCAGCUCAGUCGAUGUCGGUUGUAUCUUUUACACACCGUUAAUAGAUCGUUCAUUGUCCCCUAGUUUUUCGGGCGAUUAUGGCCGAGUGUCAGGCGAUAAUCGCACUAGGCGUGGCGCGGAGGCGUAAGGCCCACUAUGGAGCGGUUUCACAAGACGCCACGUCAUCCAUAUAUAUAGGUAUCCCAAAACAAUGAGGAGGAUGGGCUUGUCAUCUGGAGGCUCGGGGUUCAAUGCCCGCACUAACCGCGAGCUGGAUUUGUUCUCGGUAGUCCCGAGUUCAGCUCCUCGGUCAUGCUUGUAAAUGGCCAACUGGUUUGCCUUCGGCCACCAUAAUGAAAACUACUGGUUUACCAGUAAUUACGUUUCCCCUAUAAAGUCAGUUUUUUUAAUGAAACGGUAGCUAUGUUGUUGCCCCAAACCAAUCCUGUGAGAGAUGAACCUUCUUAGGUAAAGAUUUGCCUUUGUUGCAAUAAAUUUCCAUAGAUGCUGGUCACCUGGGUGAAAAACUCCAUAGGGUACAAGUUUGUAGCAUGCGAUAUGGUUCCAGAAAGCCUCUAUGGCGCGUUAUUUAUAUUGUGUUGUGUUGACGACACGCAUAAGCUAGCGGCAACUCAUAUAAAUGUUUAUUUUUGUGUUACAGGACGAGGGAUUGGUGGAAAACGACUUAGAAGGCGAAGUAAACGAAAAAAUGCUUCUCAGGCAACAACUAUAUGAAUUACGAGAACAAAGGUUGGUUUUUCGCUCAGCUUUAUUCCAGCUAUCUUUAAAUACCUCUUUACACUUUCUCUCCCAUAGUGAAUCUUUAGGGUGGAAGAGCAUUGUUCUAUGAGAUGGUGCGUGGUAAUAAUUUCUGCAACUUUUUUUUUCUCUAGGGUAAAAAUUAAUGGUGUCCUAAAACGUUCGUGAUACAUAUCACAAUAAAAUGUUUAGUCAAACUCGGCUUGUGGAACCAUAUUUUGGCCAAAGCCACUUAAACGGACUGACCCGAGGUUAAAUAUCGAUGUACCGCUCUUCCAAGAUUCUCAAAUUAUUUUUAAGAAAUAAUUUGAGAUUUUCGAAAAUCGACUUUUAAAAGCAAUUCACUAUAUGGAUAACUCCUAGAUUACCAUGUAAGCCCUAUUAGUGACCAGAAUAUAAUUUCUUUUACAGUCAAAACAGGUCAAGCGUACCCCCCCCAAGAUUCUAUUAAUGAAUUGAUUAUUUGAAAAAUGAAUCCGUUAGUCGUUCCCGUAACUGGUGUCAAAUUCAAAUCGGAAUUACUGCAUGCGUAAUGAGCAGUGAAUAAUUUACGUUAACUUGUUUGUAUUUGGUCAGAUUGAAAAUCUUUGAAUGAAUUAAAAUUCUUAGAAGACACUUACAUCAAAUUCAGGGAAACUGAGCUGGUAGAAAUUUCGUAACUGAAUCGCGUUUGAAUUCACGGUUCAUUACGCAUGCAAGAAUGUAGAGAUGGAUCUGAAAUCUACAACUGCCAACGGACUCAACUUUCGAAUAAUAAAUUCAUUAAUGAAAUUUUGAGGGGUAUGCUUGACCUGGCUUGAUUGUAAAAAGAAUCUUUAAAAAAAUGCGCGUAUUUGUCGCUGGUAUUAAAACGCGCGUCUGAGAUUUGUAGACCUUUGAGAGAGAGCUUUUUAGCUCCAGCAUCAUGUGCUAUCAUUUUUACAUCACCAGUAAGAGCAAUCUCUACUUAAAGCGAUGAAGGUUUCAAUACUAGCCGGCAGAUUUUCGUUUCUAAAAGCUCUCGAUGUUAUGUCAACUCCUGGCUACAACUACUCAAUCGCUCAUCACUUUUAUUUGUUCCUUUCAGAGCUCUUUUAACAGCCAAACUGACCAGUUUAGGGCCUGGUAACCCCAGAAGAGCAGACAGCGAAGAGGAUUUGGCAAGCGAUGACUGUCAAACUGAUGAUGAUUUGGACGCAGGUUACGAAGAGGAACUAAGGGAAGAGUACGCCGUCACCUUUGACCUCCCUGGUAAGUCAUCGGUUAGUCACUCAGGUUUGAAAUGUAAAUAAGAGCUUAUUUAUUUUUUGUAUCCUCUCUAUGAGCUGAUAGCUGUAGAGAAAUGGGGUAGUGAACGCAAAGAAACGAAAAGAAUGAAAAUCAAAACACAGUGAAACUUCUUUUAAGCGACCACCUGAAAUGCGACGAGUUUGUGGUCGCUUACGAGAAUCGACCAACAGGUGGUCUCCUCCGGGAAGAGGUCCCGGGACAUCUAAUUUUUUGCCAAAAAAAAAAAAAUUAUUGCAUGCAGUUGACGAUAUGUGUGGUUCCAUGUUGAUUGUUCUCAUUAAAACUUCUUCGUAUAUUCCUAGUAGCGUAGUACAAGAGAGCGAACAUAAAGAUCGGGCCAUGAAUCAAGCGGUCUUUUACUGGAAGUUAAUAACGAUGAUAACUAUAAAACUGUCAAGUGGUCGCAGUCGCCAUAAAUCUUUUAUUCUGUAGCGUCGAAAGGCGGUGGGGGAUUGGGAGGAAGGGAAAUAGGGAGAGGAAUUCCCCCCUCCCCCUCCCUGUCCCCCUACCCUCCCCCUUUUUGCGCCUGCCAAGCAGGCUCGAAGUCUGCGAAACACCAUUUUCGGCCUUAUAAGUGACUGUGUCCCGAGCCUUAUUGCAACUGGUUGUAGUGACAAUCAUAGGAGAGUGUAACAGAUUACACUAGCAAACGGAUUCUUAUUCUUUUAUUACUUUUUUGUUGUAGCAACUCCCAUUCAGUUACAUCAUUUAACCAAGAACCGCGCCAGGCAACCUGUCAAGAGACGGCGUCCCACAAGAGCCAAGUUACGCCAGCAUGAAAUAGAGAGAUAGGACACCACGUUCCAUGUUACCUGAAGUAAAUCAUAUAUACCAAUGUGUACAGUUACCGAGCAACGCCUCUGAGAUUAACUUAGGACACGAGGUUUAACCGGCUUUGUCUUAAGACUGAGUGACGAGCAUCAAUUUCUCUUGACAAACACCAUCAAUUAUUAAUGAAAUGGUCAACUAAGGGGCAAAUGCUUUGAUCGUUAAACAAAUUCCCCUAGCUUAUUCUUUAAGGAAAUGUAUGGAGAUUAGUCUAGAGAAUUUGUAUGUCGAUUUUGGGGCUGAACGGGUUAAAUCUUGGGUCUGCCUUGUUCUUCCUUGGAAAUAUUAAGAUAAAUUCCUUUUCCUACUUUCCCCCAGCGAUUCCUGAGAUUAAUUCACUAUCGAUUAUUUCCGUGAUCUUCAUUCAAACUUACUCUAGCCUCUUUUCCAGCGUGAGUAGACCUCAUUCACGAUACCCGCCAUCUUUGCACGCGCUUAAGGACUGAUGGGAUAAGUAAUGUUACUUGGUUUCUCAGGGGGCAAACAAGUGAAAAAAAUUGCCCGUGCAAAAAGUCGUGGUCGAGUUUGCUUAUUCUAGACAACAGAAAAUGAACUUUUCAUCUUGAAGAUGGUAAUGGCAAAUUAUUAGUGGAAGCAGUCAUUGUUACUUUUCUCGGAAGCAGUAGCGACCGUAAAUGUGUAAAACUUGUGGAAACUCGAACUGUACAUUUUGCGUGACUAUUAAAUCUUGGUACAGUUUUGAUAGAAUUAACAAAGUCGACCGCGAUUACUCAUAUUUUCAAAUUUUAUCACUUGUUUACCC